This is a messenger RNA of Podarcis lilfordi (Lilford's wall lizard), 80850 nucleotides long. The record is from the annotation of a GenBank genome assembly. Lineage: Eukaryota; Metazoa; Chordata; Lepidosauria; Squamata; Lacertidae.
GUCAUGUCUUCUUGGGGAACCGCAAUGCUUACUUUAUACAUACAUUGAAAGAGCUUGGGGCAGCUUUAUUAAGUGAUGCAUUACUUUAAAUAAGUUAAAGCCUAAGCAUAAAUGGGCCUGUAGUAACAUCAAAUUGGGUCCCCUGCACUUUUUUUUUUUUACUGCCUACCCCACCCAUAUCCCAUAUCCUUCUGGUCAGUUUGUGGCAUUUCAAGAAAGCCAGGUAGUUGCCAUUUUCUCUUAUUAGGUUCUCUCUCAUGCGCUACAGAUAUUUCCCUUGAAAAUGUAACUAUUCAGUGAUGAGAAACAUACUGUAUUGAAUGAAAAGCAAAAAUAUGAAUAUCCAGUGCUGUGGCAGGACCAGUAGAGGGAGCUCAAAUUACCAACACAUGUGAAUGGUUAAUAUAAUAAAUGUUGUUGCUUGCACAAGCAUUAAUAUAGACCAGGGGUCAGCAAAAUUUUUCAGCAGGUGGUCAGUCCACUGUCCCUCAGACCUUGUGAGGGCCCGGACUAUAUUUUGAAAAAAAUAAUAACGAAUUCCUGUGCCCCACAAAUAACCCAGAGAUGCAUUUUAAAUAAAAGGACACAUUUUACUCAUAUAAAAACACGCUGAUUCCUGGACCAUCCCCGGGCCUUAGUUUGCCUACCCAUGAUAUAGACAAAGUCUAUCAAAAGUCUGUCAAAAAGUCUGUUGGUUACUUUAAAGUUUAAAAGACUUAAGCAAACUUAAGAGAGUUAGAGAAUGAGAUUUCAACAUUCAAGAAAACAAACAAAAAAAAAUUAUUUGAGCUCGCCAGUUGCCCAAAAGAAUUCUCUGCAGCAUCAGUACCAUAAUUUGUUUUGGCUAUAAUGCCUUUGGCACUUCUGAGUUUUGUUUUCACAGAAAGUUUCCAGCAGAGGCAAUAAGGAAGCAGAAUCCGACUACAGUGUGAAAUUGCCACAUACAUAAUCUCUGCUUCACGCCCAUGCGACAGACUUGACCUAGUGGCUGGAAUGCAUUCAGAACAUCACAAGACUUAAGUUUGGACACACCCAUCAUUUUCCUUCCUCUGUUGCUACCACUCUGCUGCUUCUGAAUAAUAAUAAUAAAAAGACAGAUAAGUCUUCUUGUUGUUCUUCUUUUCCCCAGAAGUCCAAAAGGCCCCCCUUUUUUUCUCCACUCCGUUUAGCACAUGUCAUUUUCUUCACAGACAACAGUUGUAAAUGUUUUUAACAAGUUACAGGCCAUGCUCAUUCCUGUUCUUGGCUGUUUAUACUUUAUAAAAUCCUGUAAACUGUAUUUUAGUACCUUUUUCUUUUGUCCUCUGACAUUUUAGAGCAUACUAGAUUUUAAUUGUUUCUUACAUCAUCCCACUUUCUCUUGAAUCUGUUGUUUUAACCCCAACCAAAAGGAGCCAAAAGAACCCCAACCAAAUUUUGCUCACAUUCAUUCCUCAUUAUCUUUGUUUUUCUCCCUUCCUCAUCCCCAGUGUCAAAACGUAUAUUGCAAGCACCUUGGGGCUGAGACCUUUAUUUUCAAAACAUCAUUCUAUAGUGUGUUAUAUGCAUGAUGAUGUAUAAAUAACGUGGGCUAAAGACACAUUGUGAGGGUUACUGCAAUCCUAGCCACAUUUACCUUGGAAUAAUUAAACUCAGUGAUACCAUUUACAAAGGCAUGAGACCGGUCCUCUACCUGAUUACAUUUAGGCAGGCACCAAAAACAUUUUUCAUUCUGCUGGACUUUUAAUGGUUUUUAAUUUACUCGUUCCAUUUAGCUCAGUUGGUUAAGAGUGUGGUGCUGAUUACGCCAAGGUCAUGGGUUCAAUCCCCUUACAGACCACCUCCACUGAAAAAGGGUUGGACUGGAUGAUCCUUGGGGUCUCUUCCAAUUCUACAAUUCUUUGUAUUUUCCUUUUGGCAGCACCCUUUAAUUCCCAUCGGAGCAACUGGAGAAAGCAGAAGCCUAAAUGUUUUCAGACUUGAAUAUCUUAUUUUCUGAGUCGCCUGCAAAAAAUAUAUUAACAUACACAACAACAUAACACAUACACAAUUUGAAAAAUUCCUAUCUUGUUUUCUUCUUGGGAUCCCCUUGCAAGGGGUCAAAAGCCAGUAUAAAUAAGUUUUCAUUAUAUGCAAAGAAGCAUGCUUAGGAUUGCAUCUGAGGAAGUUGGGCUGUCGUGUCAUCAUCCUAAACGGUGCCACAACGCUCUUGUGACUCUUUAUGUGGAUGCAAACCUCCUUGAAUCCCUGUGGCGCUUGCGCCUGAAGAAAAAAGCCCGCCGGCUGGACCUGAGGAUGUCGGAGGAGGCCUAGCCUCCCACGUUGCCCUAUUUUCCCUCUCCCGACUCACUGACAGCGCCACGGCCACGCCCGGGUCCUGGGGCCCCGCCCAGUCCCACGCUCACCACACGUCAGUCAGCCUUAGCCCCGCCCCUCGCCCCAAUUCUUCGAAUGCUGAGGGGCGCCGGUGCCCCCGCCCACCGACAUACGUCACUGCCCCGCGCCCCCUCCCUCCACUCCGGCGCCGUGGGUGAGGUCAGUGCCGCGCGCCUGUCACCCAAGCUUCCCUCCUGUUCGCGCUGAGCUGUAAUCAAGGCCCCGCUGCAGAGGGAGGCAGGCGGGCGGGCGGUGCUGCUGCUCCUCCUCCUUUGCUGCUUCUUUCUCCUGCCAGGGGCUUUUCGCCUCCUCUCCGGCCGGCCCGGGCUGCCCUGCGCUGCGAGGCCAUGGAGCUGGCGGACGGCGUGGUGUACCAGGAGGACCCGGGCGGCCCCGGCCCGGCCAUGAUGUCGGAGCGGGUGUCGGGUCUGGCGGGCUCCAUCUACCGCGAGUUCGAGCGGCUCAUCGGGCGCUACGACGAGGAGGUGGUGGCCGAGCUGAUGCCGCUGGUGGUGGCCGUGCUGGAGAACCUGGACUCGGUUUGCGCGCACAGCCAGGAGACCAGCGUGGAGCUGGAGCUGCUGCGGGACGACAACGAGCAGCUCCUCACCCAGUACGAGCGGGAGAAGGCGCUGCGGAAGCAGGCCGAGGAGGUGAGUGAGGAGGAGGAGGAGGUGGGAAGGAGCGGGGCGGGGGGGGGGGCUGCUGCUGCUGCUGCUGCAGGGCCGCCAGGAAGGGUCCCAAGGGGAGGGGGUCCGCUUCCGCACGUGAGAGAGAAGAAGAAGAAAAAGAAAUGAGGAGGGGGAUGUGUAUGUGUUUUGGAGGAGUGGCGUCCGGGGGUGUUGGCGGGAUGGGAGGAUGAAAGUUUUGGGGAGGGAGAUGAGGCAACUUCGCUGGUGCAGGUUUGGGUGUGGCAGUUGGGGGACGACGACACAAAGAAGUGCAGUGGUACCUCGGGUUACAUACGCUUCAGGUCACAUACGCUUCAGGUUACAGACUCCGCUAACCCAGAAAUAUUACCUCGGCUUAAGAACUUUGCUUCAGGAUGAGAACAGAAAUCGCGCGGCAGCAACGGGAGGCCCCAUUAGCUAAAGUGGUGCUUCAGGUUAAGAACAGUUUCAGGUUAAGAACGGACCUCCGGAACGAAUUAAGUACUUAACCCGAGGUACCACUGUAGCAGCAUUGAGCCCCCAUGGAAGUGGCAUAUGUCAAUGCAAGUGGGGUGGAAGGAAGUGGACAUAAGUGGAAGGAAAACGCUGAGGGAGCAGGCUGACACAGUGACAGUAGUGUGAAGCUGCCAGGGUGGGACCUGCAGGAGAGCCUGGUGUGUUCCAUAACUCAGAGGAUAAAUGCUGUUGUGUGUGGAGCAGAGGGUGAUGUGGCAGGGCUUUAGUAUCUUGCCUGGGAGCUUCCUCACGGAAUUGGUUGGGCUGCUGUUAAACUCUAGAAUUCUGGCCAAGGUGAUUCUUACACUGUAGUAAUGCCUGGACUUCUGAAAGGUUCCUUGUAUUGUUUUCAACGCUCCCCUUCUCUGGGGCAGCAUGCUAACUUCCUUAGUGGGUAGCUGUCACAUGUUAAUCAUGCAACAUGAAGCCUAGAUAAAUGCCUAAGAUGUGGAUAGUCUGUACUCCCUGGAAUUGGACAGUGAUUGUCUUCAGGACUGAUGGAUGAAAAUGUCAGUUAAAGCAACAGGUGGUGUAACCAAAUAGUCCUUCACUGAAAAGUCAGCAUCUUAAACAUCAGUGGUGAGUGCCACAUUAUUUAUAUCACAUUUUAGACUUUAUUGCUACCGUAUCAUGUUAUUGCCUUUGUUACUUAUCAAAUUGUGCGCUUUUUAGAAAAUGGGUAGAUACCACCGUUCAUAAUAUUACUGAUUUUUGAAGAGCGUGUACAGUGGUAUCUACCCAAUUUCUAGAAAAGCUGAGAACAAGCAUAGUGUGAUCAGUGAUAAAAGCAAUAUAGUCCAUGCUUGGUAUAUUUCCUCUGCGUUGGGAAAGCAGCUAGGAAGGCAGAUUUUGACUGGACAUAGAGCAAGAAGUGAAAUGGUUAAGCAGACCACCUCACACAUCUCUUCUGUUCACAAUCUUCAAGGCUGCUUUUCAUUAAAACAACAACAAAACCAAAAUCAAACUUCAAGGGGAAGAAUCACACAACUGAGCAUCACGUGCAGGUUGGCCCUUUGAUGCUUUGAAUGCAUGGAGUUUAUUUAUUAAAGUAUUUUUUCCCCUCCUACUCUCCAGCCAAAAAAGGCUCCCAGAAUAGCUUUACAUAUCAUGAAAAAUACUGCCCUUGGCCUCAAAUGCACAGUCUAAUAAGACACAACACAAAAGGAAAACCAGGAGGGAGGAGGAAAUAAGCAAAGUCAGGUUCAAGUUCUGACAUAAAAGGUCUAAUGACCUACAGGAAUGGAAAAGUCCAAGGAGAGGAAGCACUUAAAGUGCAGGUUUCGCAGCUGGGCCAGUGGAGUAGCCAUGCAUCCCUUCUCUUUCAUCCUCUGCAUCCUAUUUACCUGAUGUAAAUACUGUUGCUAGGUAGAAAUUGAUGGCAGGAAGAGCCUGGCUUCUUAGCAGGACAGAUAGUGGCCUUGCAUCUUUUCUCCUCUCUCCCCUACAGCAGCCUGGCGUAGUGAUUGCUGGCAGGUGAUAAGUGCCAGGUUCAAUCCCUACAACACUUAGUUUAAAAUAUGAGCAGGACUGUGACCCUGCUCUGCUGAAACGCUGUUCGCAUGUGCUUUGUUUACUUAGAGUAACAGUUUAUACUAUUGCAAGCAGAAGUAAUCUUGGCUAUCACUGGUGUUGCUUUCAAUUUAGAAAAAAAAAUCUCUGAAUUGUGUACCAAGCGCCUGGUUAUUCUGUUUAAUACUGGUGCCUAGGGACAAGGAAUAUUUUUCUAGUGCAGUGUGUGGCUUUGAAUUGAAAAAUAAAUUGAAUGCCAUGGCAAUCAAUAAUAUGCUACAAUGUACCUGGAUCAAGGUAGGUAAGCUACACACAUUUUUAGUAUGCUUUUUGUACAUAGUAUAUGUACACCUCAGGUUUUACCUUUUAAUUAGCAAGUAACAUCUUUAUUACUAAGUGGUCAGUCCUUUAGGAUUAGGAUAUGGGAAUAAAGUUCCUGGCCCUGCCUGAUAUAUUUUUGUGUGUGACAAACCAGCUUCAUAAACAAAGAUGCUGUGUGGAGCAUAAAUUGUGAUUUAAAUAGAAAUUUCAGUGACAGCUAUUGGUUGCAUAUUACUUAUUGACUUGCUUUAAGUAAGGAUCCUCUCACUUAGAUUUUACUCAUCACUGCUAGUGUGUCAGACAUCCAAAUGUACACCAGGAGGCAAAGUAGCAACAUCACCUAUGCAUAGAUGCUGUUGCUGUAGUGUUUUCACUAUUUUGUUACUUUUGUAUUAAGUAUGUACCAUUUAGUAAUCAUGUAGAAGUUAGUUAUUAGGCCAUUAUGUAUUGCUCUCCAUAAAGUGAAUGGGUUUCUGUAGAUGCAUGCAAUGCUUGUUCAUGUGGCUUGGAAAGCAGCAAAAUCUAUUUAUACCUUGUUUGCACAUGCUUGGCUGACUGUACUGCAGGUGCAAAUGAAAAAAUGAACUUGUGUUUUCCAGUUAUGUUAAGCCAAAAUUUUAAAAUGUGGUCCUAAUGUAGAAAGUUAAUAUACUUGUAGAUGUCAUAAACAAAUGCCCAGGAUUGCCUCCUCUGAGUAAAAUUGUGCAACUUGUGAGACUUAGUUGAUUAUAGUUAAAUAUUUUGCUGUAAAAUAUUGGUGAUUUGUUGCUUACCCAUAGGACACGUCCAAGUAUAUGUUUUGCAUGUGGCAAGGUUCCUAGAUACACUUCAGGCAUUUUCAAGUAAAAUGGAUGUUGAAUAGUAGGCCUGGAAAAAAUGACUGCUUGAGACCUUAGAACUGUUAUGAAUGAAUAAAUUUUUAUCCUUCUCAAUGACAAAAACAGUCUUUGGGGAGCUUAACGAGAUAAAAAUUACAUAGAAUUAUAAAACCACAAUCAUAAAGUGUUUUAAUAUAGGAUAUAAAUCAGAAACAGAAAUAAAAACAAAUGCAUAGCAGCAUCUAAAGUUUCAGAUUUUAAACUAUAUCUUACCAGCUCUAUAGAUCAUUAAAUAUGUUAUUAAUAUUAAAAUCCUGAGAAAAUAAAAAUAUAAUGCUUACCUGCUACUGAAAAAGACCAGAGCAUAGGUGCCAAGAAAGCCCUUUUAGGGAAAGGGCAUUCCGCUACUUGACUGCCACCAUUAAAAAUACACUUAAUAAUAAUAAUAAUAAUAAUAAUAAUAAUAAAUUUAUACCCCAUCCAUCUAGCUGGGUUUCCCCAACCACUCUGGGCAGCUCACAACAUAUAUCAGAACAUACUAAAACAUCAAACAUUAAAAACUUCCCUAAACAGGGCUGCCUUCAGAUGUCUUCUAAAAGUCAGAUAGUUGUUUAUUUCCUUGACAACUGAAGGGAGGGUGUGAAAAAUGAAUGUAAUAUUUUAGCUGCAGUUCAUUCAUUUUCAGCUUUAUAUUCCUGUUAUAAAAAAGCGUGCCUAGACAUUCCAUUGUUGUGCCCAGAACCUAGGUUUAAGGUGCCAUUUGUAGCUCCUAGUUUUCAUAUCUCAGUUUCUAACACUGUCCAGGUCAUGAUGAAUGCAGGAAUAGCAGACCCAGGUUAGAUAGUCCAAAGAACUGCCUUGGUAUGAAGUAGCUUCAUAUGUUCAUGUAUGUUCUUGUUGAUGACUCUGAAUGUUGCUAUCACUUAACAUCACAUUUACUCCUGUAGGGUUUUUAUUUCUGCAAUGAAUUCAAAUUAAUCCUUCAGUAUAUCUGAAGGAGCGUCUCCACCCCCAUCGUUCUACCCGGACGCUGAGGUCCAGCACUGAGGGCCUUCUGGCGGUUCCCUCGCUGCGAGAAGCCAAGUUACAGGGAACCAGGCAGAGGGGCUUCUCAGUAGUGGCACCCGUCCUGUGGAACACCCUCCCACCAGAUGUCAAAGAGAACAACAACUACCAGACUUUUAGAAGACAUCUGAAGGCAGCCCUGUUUAGGGAAGCUUUAAAUGUUUGAUGUAUUACAGUAUUUUUAUAUUUUUAUACCCAGCCAGAUGGGCGGGGUAUAAAUAAAUUAUUAUUAUUAUUAUUAUUAUUAUUAUUAUAAAUUAAAGCAUCUGAAUUUCCCCCCUUUGAAUGCUUUAUGUCUGUACGUAGUGGUGAAGUGUGAGCAAAUAGAAAUACAUGUGUGCCUUUCUUUAAAAUAGCGAUGCCAAAGUAUCAGUCAUGAUGGUCUUUGCUUUUGUUCAGUGUUCCUUUCAUGCAUGUGGUGAUUUCUCAUAACUGAUAAGAGUUUUCAGAGAGUCAGGUAUAAUCUUGGUAUACUAGAAAGUUUCAGGAAAUGGAAGAAUCAAAUGACCAGCCAGAGGUUUGCAUGUGACUGCUAAGUAAUGACGUUGUUUUUCCAAAAUGAGCAUUCUGAAUAAUAACUUCAGUUGAAAAGGGAUCUUUAUAUCUAAGAUGUUCCAAAACAAAACAAAAAAAAAAUAGAUCUAGAUGCUCCUCCUUCUGUGUUUCCUGUGCCCUGCAGGUUUCUUUGAGUGGUGGUUUGCAUUGCUUAUGAAUCAUCUGACCAUUUGUUCCUUCCAGUGAUCCUGUAUUAGACACUCCUGUUUAUCUUCAAAUGUUUGGUUAUUUUAAGGGGUCUCUAGGGAUGAACGGGGUGUGUGGUAGAGUUAGCCUUGCUCCUCGUCUCCUUUCUCUCUUUAAAUCUCCUGAUAAUUGCGUAUUUUGUGCAAUCUGUGAAGGAUCCCCCACACACAUUCCUUGCUUCUUGGACUUCUUGGACAUAUGAAAGAGGGGGAGUGAGAGAAGGCGGACUACAAAGAAAUGACAAGCCUCUACCACUUCUGGCAAUUAACAAUGUUUGCAUUUGGAGGAUUGAAUCUUGGCUUUAGAAGCCAAGAUAUAAAUGCAUCUUCUGUACCCACAAGCACCUGCUUCACUUCCUCUUUUGGGUGCGUAGGAAAGCUGGCCAGGAAGCUUUUGAAGCCAUGGCUUAAUAUUCUGGCUUGCUCCAUGAUUAACCAUAGUUUUUCAGUCCCAAUGUAAUGGGAGGCUGUGGUUCACUGUGGCUUCCUGAUUUGUUCCCCUGCUUUCAGAAAGGGAGGGGUGCAGGGACUUUACGUGAAUCCUUGAUUUGAAGCCCCAAACCAUAGAAAGUGCCUAUUUAUUUUUAAGCAAGUUCAGUAUUGAGCCAUCACAACAUUGUGCUUUGAGAGGCUCUGAGAUGUUGUUCAGUGCAGGGAAAUAUAAAUCAGAAGCAUGUUAUGGAUGUCUCAGAGUGGCGUGGGCCUGCAUGGAACAACUAUUGCAAGUGAAGUCCUCCUUCUCCGCCUGCGGUUUGUUGGCAAACAACCCUCAUAAACCACUUUUACACACAGUUGUCUGGUACAGUAAUUGUGCGAUGGUUUUUUAUCUCAAGGUUGCCUGAAUAGUUAUUUGGUGUAUAUUUUACAAGUUUUUGGGGCCUAAUUGGUCUAGUACAUCCUUGAAUUAUGACAGUUUCCCUAACGGUUCUGCUGUUUUCGUAGGAGAGAGACUUGAAUGGCUACCAGCUUGUCAGUAAUGGAGUGGUAUGUUAAUACAAAUAGUAUUUAAAGGAGGUGGAGGCAAGAACUCAUUUAUUCUGUUAAAUUUCUUAAUUUCAGAAGAACACUUGAACUGAGAGUUGUUUACUCUGCAAUACCAAAAAUGAAGUGCUCUUAGAAAAGUAAAUACUGUAUGCCUUAACAAUGGCUUUUCUUUGUACAAAUAAUAUGUAUGAAGAAUUAAGAUAGUCCCAUGCCAGAAUGGUUCACAGUGUUAAAGACUCAAUGUAAAAUGAAUAAGGGAUAGCUAAGGGGGAACAGUCCACCUUACUUCUAAAUAAAAACUUUUUUUUUUCAGGUUAGCAAUUAUUCAGUUUCAGCGUGUACCUUUCAUGUUAGUUCUUACUUGUAGCUUCAGGUAAUUUUAUUGUGACCUGAAGUUAUGCAGCACUAAGGAAGUGUAGGAUCUAUUGCUUUUAUUGGUAUAGAGUGUGAUAAUGACAGGGUCAGAGGGAAGUAGGUGAUGUGAUAAGAGCUUUCGAUGAAGACUUUCAAGUAGUGUAGAACUACCUUCCUGGUUUGCCUUGCAAAUAGUUCUUUAUAACUAAUUCUUCUGUCGCUAGCCCAAAAUGAGUCAAGCAGACAUGUGCUGAGAGUACUUCUUAGUGUCUUAUGUAUACAGCUAUGUUGUAUGAAUUGUUCAUAUGGUGAUUCAUGGAUACAGAUUUCUGUUCUCAUCCUGAAGUAAAGUUCUUAACCCGAGGUACUGUUUCUGGGUUAGGAGACUCUGUAACCUGAAGUAUCUGUAACCUGAAGCGUCUGUAACCCGAGGUACCACUGUACAAGUAGCACCAAAUCUGAAAAUACUUCUAAAAUAGCUGAAUAAAUGGUCUCAAUUGCUCAAUUGUAGACUAACAUGUGAAAGCCUUUCUUUCUCCUUUUUGGAUUAUCUAUAUCCUGAAUCUCAGUAUGUCACAUGAUAAGCAGGUUAGAAACACAAUCAUAGAACAAUAUCUUAAACAUUGUAAGACAAAAUGGGCAUCCUGAAUAGCUUAGUAGCCAUCCCUAUGUGUGCCCAUGGAAGGUAUAGUAAAUCCCAUAGAACAAUAAAGGACUUGUGCUUUUUUACUUGUACCUGAAUGAUCUAGAGAAGGGAUGUCCAACUCCCAAGGGACUGCAGUCUACUCACAGGAAAAAAAUAAAUGACAGUGAUCUACCCCUUUUUGGGGGGUUCAGUUCAAAGUUGUUGAGGUUUGUGAAGAGCUAUAAAAGAAUUUAUCCAGACUGAGUAAAAUGGUAGUAAAAUGGAAAUGCAAGUUACUAUAAGCAAGUGCAAAAUGAUCCCCUAAAAAUCUAAAUUUCACGGACUCUUGGGGUCUGAGCUGGCAAAAAUAAGACUUUGGGGUCAUAGAGGAUAGCUCAAGGAAGAUGUCAGCCCAGAGUGCAGCAGCUGAGAAAAAGGUGAAUGCCAUGCUAGGAAUCAUUUGGAAAGGGACUGGAAUGUCACAGUGCCAUUAUGCAAAUCUACAGUGCAGCUGCACUUGGGUUAAUGUGUACAAUUCUGGCCGCCUUACCUCAAAAAAGCUAUGGUAGAGCUGGAAAAGGUUUAGGAAACAGAACUGAUCAAGGGAUGGAGAAACUCCCCUUUGAGGAAAGGUUACAGCUUUUGGAGGCUUUUUAGUUUUCGAGAGAAGGCGAGAAAAAGGCAACAUGCUAGAAAUGUAUGCAAUCAUGUAUGGUGUGGAGCAAGUGGCUAGAGAUAGAUUUUCCUUCCUCUCUCUCAUAAUACUAGAACUUGGGCAGGCUUCCUCAAACUCGGCCCUUUGUAGUUUUGAGACUACAAUUCCCAUCAUUCCUGACCACUGGUCCUGCUAGCUAGGGAUCAUGGGAGUUGUAGGCCAAAAACAUCUGGAGGGCCGAGUUUGAGGAAGCCUGAACUUGGGGGGACAGAUGCUGAAUGUUGGAAGAUUUUGGGCAGACCAAACAAAGUACUUCCUCACACGGUGGAAAGCUAAGCUACGGAUCUUGCUUCUACAGGAGCCAUUGCUGGCCACUAACUUAGAUGGCUUUAAAAUAUGACUAGACAGAUUGACGUUACAUUAGGUUGAAGCUAUCAGUGGCAACUUGGCAUAAUGGCUAAGUUCUACCUCCAUUGUUAGAGACUAAAGGUAAAGGGACCCCUGACCAUUCGGUCCAGUCGUGGCCGACUCUGUGGUUGCGGCGCUCAUCUCGCUUUAUUGGCCGAGGGAGCCGGUGUACAGCUUCCGGGUCCUGUGGCCAGCAUGACUAAGCUGCUUCUGGCAAAUCAGAGCAGCACACGGAAAUGCCGUUUACCUUCCCACUGGAGCGGUACCUAUUUAUCUACUUGUACUUUGACGUGCUUUCAAACUGCUAGGUGGGCAGGAUCUGGGAAUGAGCAACGGGAGCUCACCCCAUUGCAGGGAUUCAAACCGCCAACCUUCCGAUCAGCAAGCCCUAGGCUCUGUGGUUUAACCCACAGCGCCACUACAUGCCUCUAAAUACAAAUUGCUGGGAAUGACAAGUGAGAAGAAUGCUGUUGUACUUUCAGGUUUCCCAUAGGCAUCUGGUUGGCCACUGUGAAAGCAGGAUGCUUCUUAUGUUCUGAAGGCUGGUUACCGCAAGGGAAAGUUUCUUCCCUAUGGUGGCCCCCUGACUAUGUAUUUUCUUUCCAAUGGACCUACAUUAAACUUCUGUAUCCUAGGCUUUUCAGAAAGGCCCAAAGAUCUCCCCCUCCACCCCACUUAACCUCCCAGGCUUAAUGUUAAUUAGUUGUGUGAUGUUUUGAUUGAAUUAUGUUCUUUCUGGGGUGUGUGGGGUAGAUUUUAGGUUUUUAAAAUAUAUAUGUAUAUAUUAUUUUUUCUUUCAUUGUUCACGUAAGCUGCUUUGGAUGGGCAUUUGCCCCCCCAAAGAGGCCUAAAAAUAUUUUAAGCAACACAUAAAAUGCACAUGCCCAUGAAUAUUUUGUUUCUUUUUGAAGAAAUUUAUUGAAUUUGAAGAUUCUCAAGAACAAGAAAAAAAGGAUCUGCAGAUAAGAGUGGAAGCUUUAGAGUCGCAAACUCGGCAGCUUGAACUGAAAGCAAAAAACUAUGCUGAUCAAAGUAAGUGGGACUUUAUCAGUGGAUUAUAACUAAUUAUAACCAUUGCAUGGUUUGCAUGAUAUUUUCACUCUUAUCUUCUAAUAUAAAAGAGCAUAAAAUGACUGCACCAGUAUAAUUCUCUAGCGGGAGUGUUUGUCUUUUCAUAUAUGUAUGUGUGAUUUAAGUUUUGUUUUGUGUUGACUGAUGUCCAAGCUCAUCUUCUCACUAACUUUGUUUAGAUUUUCUUGAAGUAGUUUCAGCUUCUUUUCUCACCUGAACAACAAUGGGUGAUAUCCCACUAUAGAGGCCCACUUGCACAGUAGACUUCAACACGUGCAAAUGGGAUAUCCCCCUUUCCUCCUGCAGCCCCACAAAUUUGCUUUGGAGUGUUUAGAGCAGAAGACUCUUGCAUUGUGCAGGACUAGAUUAUUAUUGUUCUUAUUGAUUGAUUUUAUGUACUGCCCUAUACUCGGAGGUCUCAGGGCGGUUCACAGAAUCUUGUGGUCCCUUCCAACUCUACAAUUCUAUGAUUCUGUCAUUCUAUGUCCAGAAAUUUCAAAGCAACCUUGAUUCUACUGAUCUUAGAAUGCAAAAGUGGCUAGGAAUCUUGUUCAUUUAAUGUUAGCUAUGGCUCAGAGUUUCUUAAGCUGAUAGAAGGGCCUUGGGCUAGCUAGCCCUGUAGGAUUUAUUAUUUGUAUAGCUGACUUUAUCAUAUCACAAACUACUUUUGAAACCCCUUUCAAAGCAGUUUACCUUGUGGCAAGAGGGGAUGGGGGAUGAGGCUAUUGCUAAAGCCUGAGGUCUUGUCAGCUGAUGGAACUUGUUUCAUAGUUCCUUGGAUGCAGCUCAAGUAUGUUUUUGUUUUUAAUUUAACCAGUAGCGAAUAUUUUGCUGCUACACAAUUGGCAAGGUUAUAAUUGCUCUCUAAGGACACUGGAGUGGUUUAUUAGCCUCAAACUAAUUCUGGGAGAUAGUCAUAUGUAGCAUCCUUAUCUAUGGUCAACGGAGCAUAUGCUAAGAUUGUAUCCCAUCCUUCUCCUGGUUUUUCCAUGUGAAUUCCUGGCAGCUUUAAAUAUGGCUGCUGUUUUAAUGCUAACCAGGGUUUGCUAGGAUUACUACUGUAUUUUUCGCUCCAUAGGACGCACUUUUUCCCUCUUAAAAACUAAGGGGAAAAGUCUGUGCGUCCUAUGGAGCGAAUGCAGGGGGGAGGCAGGCGGGAAAAGCCCCCAAGAGCCGCACACAAGCUUCGCGUGGCUCUUGCGGGCUUUUCCCCAGGAGGGAGAAGGGACCGCCGCUCCCCGACCUGUUCUGGGGGCUAGGGUUGGGGGAAGCUCGGGCUUCCCCCGCCCACAGCCCUGCAAGCUCCAGGAGUGGAGGCAAGGUUGCCCACAUAGAUUGCCCACAAGGUUGCGCAGUGGGAGUUGGCGCUGCGCUCGGGGGCUUCAGGCAGCUAUCCGCAAGCCUUCAGAGCGUGGUGGGAGUUCCCCCCGUGCUCCAAAGGCUUGCAGACUGCAGCCUGAAGCCCGGGGAGCGCAGCGCCAACUCCCGCUGCGCUCCCCGUGCUUCGGAGCGCGCCCCCAGCCCUGCAAGCUCCAGGAGCGGCGGCAACGCUGUGCGCAACCUUGCCGCCGCUCCUGGGCCUGUUCUGGGGGCUGGGGUCAGGGGAAGCUCGGGCUUCCCCCGCCCCAGCCCCGCGGCUAAAAACGAAGCCAUGACAGCUAGCGGGAUCCAUGACAGCUAGCGGGAUCCAUCCCGCUCGCUGUCUUGGCUUCUGCCAAAGCCGCGCGCAGCCUCUCCCGGCUGGAGAGGUUGUACGCGGCUAAAGAGGAAGCCAAGACAGCCAGCGGGAUGGAUCCCGCUAGCUGCCUUGGCUUCUUUGCUCUUUGGGGCUGGUGGGGGAAAAAUAUUUUUUUUCUUCUUUAUUCCCCCCCCCUAAAAACUAGGUGCGUCCUAUGGUCCGGUGCGCCCUAUGGAGCGAAAAAUACAGUAAUCAGCUUCAAACCUCAUUUAAAAAUCUUCUAUAAGAGGGAACUCUGGUUAGUGCUAACUGUGGGUAAUGUUGGUGCUGAAAUAAGUCUGCAGGCCCCCAAAACAGUGACCUGGAAUGCAACUCCCAGGUGAAUGGGAAGUUGCCUGUAAAGUGUAAAACAUUGUAAUAGAAUGGCCCAGUCACAUGAAUCCAGAAUGUGCAGUCCCUGACAUGGAUUUUAAAAAUGAAUAAAGGGGAUGGAAAUACUAGCCUUUAACCCUUAGUUGCCCAUUGCAACCCACCUCUGCCCCCUUUUUCUCCCUCCACCAGCAUGAUUGUGUUGUGGUUGCAUGGAUGGGGUUGUGAUGAGACUGGGCACAGGAGGGAGUCAGAUUGUGGAAGCAGCCACUGAUGUACAGCUGCCUUAUUUCAGAACCAGCUGUAACUGGCACUAAUCAUCAAUCCAACUGCUGCAAUGUACCUUGAGUGGCUUGAUCACCCAAUCCCAUUAGAGAAAAUUAAAUCUCCUCUCGCAUUUUGUCUCAUUCUUGUUUUAACCAAUAAAGAAGAAUCCUCUCUAAAGAUUGCCACAGAGUUUGUCGUCAUGCUGUAAUAGCGAAGGGAACACAGGAUUGUGAAACUGCUUGCUGCUUCAUCUUCAUGCUGAGAAGUCAACAGUUCUUUUUGAGACAUUGCCCAAGGCUUGUGCUUUUUGAAAGCUACUCUUACUAUGAAUUUAUGCACUGGAUUACCUCAAAAUGCCACUUGGGAUAUCUUUUUGGCUUCCAUUACUUGUUUUGCAAGGUUAUAAGUAAGGUGAUGAACUAAUGCUUUAAGAAUUUCCAAAAUUUGGAGAGCUUUGAACUAUAGCCCGAAAACUGUAAUGCUGAGAGCUGUUUCUCACAGUCAUCUACAGGGAAAAAGAAACAUAUUUGUCAUGAAAUCGUAAAUAAGUUGUCCACUGUUCAUUGAAGCUGCCCAGCAGGUUCUUAAAUAUUUGGAUGCAUUUCAGAUCUCACAGCAAAUACAUGGUAAACACAAGGGGGAAAUGAAGACCUAUAUGCAGUGGAGGGCCUCGGGUUUAUCAAAUUGUCUAGGACACAAACAGUGCAGAAUAUCCUCAAUAGCACAUUGAUACCAUAGCAGCUAGCUGUUCCGGUUGAUCUUAAAUGCCUGUUUGCAGUGUUAGUUUUGAGCUAUGAAAUUUACUUUGGAAUAUUGCAUGGAUGUACCUUAUUAUAAAACUGGAGUUUCAUCAUUGGUUAUGCUGUUAAUCCAUUUGGUUUAGGUUUAUAGACAAUUAAUACUUUGAGAAAGCAAUCACAUUAGUCAAACUUGCCUUCUUUGGUCCUCACAGUCUAUAGCUUUAAGAGAACUUCUGUUGCAGUUGUGGAAUUAGUUCUAGGAACUGUGUAGGUUUUGCCCUUUUAUGACACCUGCAGUUUUUAUGUGCCAGUAGGCCUGCUCACACAUGUGCUUUGGCUAAUUUAGGGACCAUGUAUGUGUGGUUCUUACGUUUGUGGUUUCUGUUUAUGGAUUGGGAAUCAGAUGCUUAGUUCCCUGAUCCAAUAAUUAACUUUGACAGUAUAGAUUUAUCUGCUUGGAGGAUUGAAGUAGCAGAGUUUGCCUCCACACUACCCCAGAGUGGAUUGAUGGUGUCAGAUCUGAACUGAUUGACUAGUCAAUCCUAUGUAUCUCUACUAUCUCUUAAAGAAAGCUAUCGGGUUUGCUUGGAGAUUUUACUCAGAGCUAUGUGGUUUAAAGACAUCUGUUUGUUAUUUAUUAUUUCAAAUUUAUAGUCUACCCUCCCCCAAAGGGAGCCUAGGGCAGCUAACAACCAGUAUUAGAAACUGAGAUAUGAAAGCUAGGAGCUAAAUGGCACCUUAAACCUGAGUUGUGGACACCACAAUGGAAUGUCAGAACCUAUCAGCUUGCCUUACACUGCAGUGAUUUCUUGGAAGUCGACCAGGCAGGAAUUUCUUCUCCCACACCCUCAGUGGCAGCAAUAGUGGCAGUUUUAAUCUGAAAUCUUAGGUGCAGUACCGCACCCAGAGCUCAGAAAUUGCUCGCGUUAAUGAAAUUCCCAGUCGCAAAAUGUGCCUAGAACAAUAGGAGUUUCACACGCUGAUCACAACAAUAAAAUUACAUAAAAAAAAUUAAACAACACUGUUCAGGUAAUGUAGACAGUUAGUACCAGCAAUGUAAAAGUUUCAUAAAACUACAGUUCAAAAACAUGGAUAAACAGAAGUCUUUUGACACAUUUCCUGAAUGCAUAUAAAGUGGGAGACAGACUGAUUUCCAUUGGAAAGGGGGUUCUGUAGCUGGGGUGCUGCCCUGCCUCAGUUCCCUGUUUGUUGUGCUUCUCCUAUUGAUGAGCUGUGCCUUGUCCACAGAUUGCAAAUUUGAGGCUGGAAAAUGCUGGAGAAGGCACAUUUUCAGUUCGGUCCCAAGUCAUUUAGGACUCUUUAGGGGAACAUAUUAAACCUACUCUAUCCCUGUUUUCCCAAAUGUGAGUGUGAACACUUGAAAUUGGAAAUGGCCCUGUGAAUGUAAACAUGACCUUCAUCUAUUUGGAUCUCUCACUUUUAAAUUUUAUUGCUGUAUUUAAACACAGGGAACCUCUGUUGAGACCAUGCUAAAUAAUUUAUUUAGAAAAUGUUUACCCUCCCUCUCUCAGAUUUGCAAGAUGCUUCGUCAAUAAAUAAUGCAUCAUAAUGUAAAUGAGGGGUUUCUGCUCUCAAUGAGUGCUUUGAAACUCUUCAUAUUACCCUGAACAUUCCCAGGAGAUUUCUGUGUGCUGCUGCUGCUCUCAGUUAACUCUCUUGCUACCUUUGUUUGAUUCUCUGUGAAGGCCUCCAGAGAAUGACAUUCCAGUUUUCCAGUUACAUUUGAACAUCUCCUGAUUUAUGGGGUGUUCAGAAAGAAACGAUGCAACGUUACUAAAUGAAAUGAAAUGCAUCUUUCUCCCACAUUGCUUUCAAAUAGCAUUGCCUGAAAGCAACCACCCACAAAUCACUUUUUGGCUAAGGUGGAGUUGUACUGGUGGAUUACCAGGGUGGGCAGAGUCAGAGCAGCUGCUCAAGGUCCUGUACCGGGGCAAGAACAAAGGUGAUCUUAUAUAUCCUGUAGCUUUCAGGUCAUGGCAGUUGAAACAGCCAGUGGAUGAUGAUGAUGAUUUGGCCAGUGGAUUAUUCAAAAAAUGUGCAACUUACCUUUGCCCAAACAGCAGCUUAUUUUCCUGUACUCUUAUACAGAGGCAUACAUGCCUGCUUGUAUGUGCUGACAAUCAGUGUUAGAAACUGGGAUGGAAAAGCUGGGAGCCAAAGGGUUUCUGGGAUCUGGGUUGUGGAUGCCAAAACAGAAUGUCUAGUUGCCACUGGUGGGGGAGGGGAGUCGGCCGGCAACACUUCUUAUUUAUUAUUUUAAUAAGCAUGAAUUAAUCUGCAAUUCACAUAAGUGACAUAUUGUUAAUAUCUUAUUUUUGGCAGAAAUUGUUAAUACAUGUGGAUGUAGCCUACCUUGAUUUCAGCAAGGCAUUUGACAAGGUGCCUCAUAAUAUUCUUGUAAAGAAGCUGGUAAAAUGUGGUCUUGACUAUGCUACCACUCAGUGGAUUUGUAACUGGCUGACUGUUGAACCAAGGGUGCUCAUCAAUGGUUCCUCUUCAUCCUGGAGAAAGUGACUAGUAGGGUGCAGGGUUUCUGUCUUGACCAGUCUUAUUCAACAUCUUUAUCGGACCAGAUGAUGGACUCAAGGGCAUCUAGAUCAAAUUUGCAGAUGACACCAAGUGGGAGGGUGGCUGCCACCCCAGAGGACAGGAUCACACUUCAGCAGGCCUUGACAGAUUAGAGAACUGGGCCAAAACAAACAAGAUGAAUUUUAACAGGAGAAAUGUAGAAAUAAUGCUUGAGCAAAAAUGAGAGAGCACAAAUACAAGAUGGGGACACACUAAGCUUGAGAGCAGUACAUGUGAAAGGAUCUAAGGUCUUGGUUGACCACAAACUUGACGCUGAGCCAACAGUGUGUGGCAGCAGCUAUGAAUAUUCUGGGCUGCAUCAAUAGGGUAUAACAUCUGAAUCAAGGGAAAUGUCAACCUGUAUUCUGCUCUGGUCAGACCUCACCUGGAGUACUGUGUCAGUUCUAGGCUGCAGUUCAAGAAAGGACAUGACAAACUGGAGCAGUGUCCAGAACAGCAAAAUGAUCAAACCUGGACGAUGCCUUAUGAGGAGCGACUAAGAGAGCGUGGCCUGUUUAGCCUGGAGAAGAGGAGGUUAAGGGGUGAUAUGAUAGCCAUGUUCAAAUAUAUAAAGGAUACCACUAGGAGGAGAAAGGUUGUUUCUGCUGCUCCAGAGAAGCGGACACGAAGCAAUGGAUCAGAGAGUACAGAAGAAGAUUCCACCUAAACAUUAGGAAGAGACUUCCUGACAGUAAGAGCUGUUCGACAGUGGGAAUUUGCUCUUAGGAGUGUGGUGAUCUCCUUCUUUGGAGGUCUUUAAGCAGAGGCUUGACAACCAUAUGUCGAUGCUCUGAUGGAGUGACUUUUCCUGCUUGGCAGGGUUGGACUCGAUGAUAGCUGCUUUGUGCAGUUCUCUUCCAACUCUAUGAUUCUAUGAUUCUAUGAUUCUAUGAUUCUAUGUUUAAUUUGGUGUUUACAAUAAAAACAUUGGGACCAUACUUUGGUUUUCAAAACACUCUGCUCUUUAUUGCUAAACUCCUUAACAUGUUGUCUAUCCUUAACAUAAACUUCGAGGCUUCAAAGCCGCAUACAUUGUAGUAAUCCUUGAGUGUCAGCCAUGGGCAAAAAAAUGACACCCAGGCUUCUUGAAGUGCUCGCAAAUGGAGAAUCUUUAGGCAAAAUGUGCCUGGUAUCCUGCUAAUUUUGAACCCUGCUGACAAUGGUGAAAUAUUUUAAGGACUCUUAGGAGGAAGAAAGGUUGUUUACCCUGCUGACUAAGAAUGGGACAACUGGCUAAUUUAGAAGGUGGUUACUUUAAGCCACUAAUAAAACACUAUUUAGGGGAUAUGGAAACUUUAGGGGUCAUGGAAGGCUUUUGAUAAGGGGGAUGCUUUAGCUGUGGAUACCUGUCUUAGUUUGGAUGAGAAGGGAUUGGACUAGAUUAAGUGGAUCUUAUAAGUGUGUGUUGUCGCCUGUGUGUCCUGCCAACCUAGCAGUUCGAAAGCACGAAGUGCAAAUAGAUAAAUAGGUACCGCUCCGGCGGGAAGGUAAAUGGCGUUUCCGUGCGCUGCUCUGGUUCGCCAGAAGCGGCUUAGUCAUGCUGGCCACAUGAGCCGGAAGCUGUACGCCGGCUCCCCUGGCGAAUAAAGCGAGAUGAGCGCCGCAAUCCCAGAGUUGGCCACUACUGGACCUAAUGGUCAGGGGUCCCCUUUACCUUUACCUGUCGCCUGCGUGAGUACAUGAAAAAAGAGACUCUGUGUGCUGUCCAUUGUUGCAUUCACUUGUGCAGAUAUCUUUUUUUAGAAGGCAGCAGUGAAAAGACUCAGUUCCUCUGCUUCAGACAGGUGGAAGAAAGUGGAAGCAAUAGGUUGUUUCAUUUUUGUUCCACGUUUCUUUUAGUUCCUCUGAGCAGUUUCAUUUUAGGGAAAGCUUUAACUGGCUGAAGUACCUGGUGAAUCUGUCCUGGCAACAGAGCCAAUUUAGCAGGGUGCUAAAUUAGACUUGCCCAUCUGUUUCUGACUUGACUUUAGAAUAGCAGGGCUUUGUUUCUUCCCCAGUGUCUGCUUUCAGUGGACCAGCAGAUGUUCUGGUUGCUAUCUUGUUAGCAAGGAAGUGUUAUACUCAAGACCUCAGGUAGCCAACCUGUGACUCUCUGGGUGUUGUUGUAUUCCAGCUCCCAUCAGCCCCAGCCAGCAUGGCCAAAGAUCAUGAUGGAAUUUUUACUUAUUAUUUUUUAAUAGCCUGUGUAGCCUGCUUUUCAUCACAGAUGUGAAAUACAAAAUAAAAAAUCUGGGAGGCCACUGGUUAGUGACCUCUGCUCUAGACCUAUUGGAUCAUGAAGCAACAUACUCCAGGGAUUGUGUCCAUGUAUUUGAAUUUUCUCCCCUAAUUUAUUCAUGCUGACCUCAUCUGUUGUUAGCUGGUACUGCUGUUGAUUUUGCAAUUUUGACUAUGGUUUGGUUUGCAUGACACACUAAACUGUAGCUAAAAUAAACUGGCUUAAGGUGGACAAGUAGUUUGCUGGUGCACACUGCUGAAAUUGCAGGUGCUUCCCUCCUUUCCCACUCCUCUUGCUGCUACGCUGCCAUGAAACAAGCCAUGGUCUGGCUUGUCGUGUUGUCUGAACUGAGGCUUGUGCUUUGUUUCUGUCCAAAGAAAGCACAAAUGGCGAGCUGAACAUGAGGUACUUGUUCACAAUAAACCAUUUUAAACAACAACAACAACUAUGGUUUUGUUUUAUGUGAUGUGUGAACUGGGCCUGUGGAAGACAAAGUAUUGAUUUUGAACAGCACUGGUGAUUCUUGUGCUUAUAUGAGUGGGCAACAAAUAUCACCUAAUGUUCAGAAAAUUGGUGCCUGUUAUGCAAGUAGAUGUAAAUUGACUAACACUAUAUAGAUAUCUAAAAGACACCAGCCCUGCUUAUAAGGCAAAGUUAUCUGUUGUUGACUAUAUCCUCAAGUCAUUGACACCUUUUACUCUGCAGGUAUCUCUACAUGUUGGCAAAUUAGUAGUCCACUAGAUGGAGCAGAAGCUAUAGUUGUUGGAUGGCUCAGUAAAUAGGAAUGGUUACAUUUUGCAGCUGUGGACUAAAAUGAAAUGAAUGGGAAAGAUCUGCCUGCUUGGUUCUUGUGUUUUGUAGCUGCCAAGUGGGGAGAGUGGCUUGAAAUGGACAUGCAUUAAUAGCUGUAAAUGUACUCUGGGUGGUGUUAAGGUCCUAUACAAACUAUAGAUCUGUUACGAGUUCUUAAUAUGUAUAUUUAAAAAAAGAAUGAAUAGCACUUUCUAGAAAAAAGUGGCAUCUUCAUAUAUAAUGGUUGCUAUAAUAGAGAUGGGUUUAGUAAAUUAUUUCCUGAAUCCUGCAUAGGGACCUAGGAGCCUAGGCACAAUACAUCUAAAUACAGUGGUACCUUGGUUCUCGAACGUAAUCCGUUCUGGGAGUCUGUUUGACUCCCAAAACUGUUCGAAAACCAAGGCAUGGCUUCCAAUUGGCUUCAGAAGCUUCCUGCACCCAAGCGGAAGCCGUGUCGGACAUCUGGCUUCCGAAAAACGUUCGCAAACCGGAAUGCUUACUUCCAGGUUUGCGGCAUUCGGGAGCCAAUUUGUUUGGGAGUCAAGCCAUUCGAGAACCAAGGUACCGCUGUAUUUCCUAAACAUGCCAUAACAGUUAUAUGCAAUCCAAAUUGGUAUCUCAUUUGAUUUGGCAAAACAGGACUCCAGUUGGUGGGGAAACACUUGAAAAUUAGGAAUACUAGGUGAUGGUGGGUACUGUUGUGUCAGGCAAACUUGUUCACUCCAUCCCAGUUUCUCUUAAUUUCUUACUUUCUCUUGAUACUGACAAUGGUAUGUUCUUGGUAACCUAUUGAUUUGAUUGCCUUUAUAGUACAUCUUGGCUCCCUUAAUAAUUUUUAGUACUGGGAGUGCACUUUUAGCAUUACAAGAACCCUGGUGGUUGAAUAGUCUGGUAUAGCUCUGUCCACUUGUUGAAGAGCAGCUAGCCUCCUUGUUAAAGGUGAAGGGGCAGGAUGCUUCUUCCAUGUCAAUCAGGCCCUUGACUGGAGAGCUUUAGUGAGCACAGUUCCUUGAUUCUUGUUGGGCAACUUGAACUUCUUCAAGAACAGUGGAGAUUGGAUUAGGCCCUGACUCUGGGACUAGGUUUGGUGUUCCCUCCAAAUGCCCUGGGCUGCAGCCUGACCUGCUCAAUGCUGUCUUGAGAAAGCAUUUGGAAGAGGAAGAAAAGCAGGAGCACAAUUUUCUAAAAAACAGAGCAGAGUUGGUUUCUGUAUGAAUAGCUUUGAAUUGUGGAAACCGGAGAUGAUGUCUGUAGACUCUGUUACUGUGGCUGUCAAUGUCUGUUUCUGAGUGAAUUAAUUAUCUUUUUCAGUUACCAGACUGGAAGAGAGGGAAGCAGAACUGAAGAAAGAAUACAAUGCUCUUCAUUCAAGACAUACAGAGGUAGGUAAUGAGAUAUUCCUUGGAGCUGUGCUUUGAGAGGGCAGGGACUUGGUGGGAAGGGCAUCAAGGGAGCUUCUACUGCACCCGUGUUUGCCGAGGGCUCUCUAAAGCUUUUGCUGUGAGCUUUUGGAAGGUUUUCCGUGUGUUCAUUGAAAUCCUUUAUAUUAAAUUGUAGGACAGAGCCAGAUUGAUAUUGGCAGCAUGCAUGAUCCUAACCUGAUGUUUGCUGAGAUGACUGAAUUGAGGGGCAGGGGUGGGAUGCAGACUUAUUAGCUUAUUAGCCUAGCGGGAAACCAGAGUUCCCGCUUAGUUUGUUUCAACUCUUUCUUUGCUUGAAAAGGUAGUCUGUCACCUUAGAUAGUCAUGUCACCCAUUAUGUUUCACGUGACCUAGAGAAAGACCUGAUGAUUAGCAGUCAAAUUUCUUGAGGUAUGCCAAGAUAUUGUAAACCACCCUGUGAUCCUUGCAUAAAGGGAAGUGAUUUAUUUAUUUAUUUAAAAUAAAAACUCGAAGGCUGACCAUGUUCCAGUAUGUACGUUUGAAUGGAGAUUGAUUGAAUUCCUCAAGCCAACUCUAGAUGUUUUGUGUGCCUGAUGUUGUCAGCUUGAACUUUGUAACAAGUAGAAAAAAUGCAGGGUACAACAGCUUUAUAUUUUUUGCUUUAAAGAGCGAACGCAGUCUUACAAAAUAGUAUUGUUGCCAAUGCUGCAGCCUAGGUCCUGGUUGUUAGAAAAACCCUUGGCGAUGAAAAGGGCUGUGAAAGGAAAAUGCAUGUACUGUUGGUGUUGAUUGCAACCAGCAAAACCUUUUCCUUCCACACAACUACUUAUGUAACUGAUAUGUUGAGUCGCCCGUUGACAGAUCUUGACAUUAUGUGAGUGGACAUAGAGAAAAGUAUACAGUAGUAGAAGACAAAUAUUCAGCUUGAUAAACAAGGAUGAAGAUCUGUAGGUUUUUAACUUCAUGUGAUUAAGAUAGCAAUGCACAUUUGGCUUCUCUAGGAAUAUUGUGUAGGACCAUAUUUAUUUUUAAUCCAUUUUUUCAGACAUCAGUUGUGAGUCACUCUGGGAUAUGUUAAUAAUUCUAUACAGUGCUGGUAGCUGGCGCUUGAACAUAAAUGAAAAUGAGGGUUUAGUGAGCGGGAAGAGCCUGUGACAGGGAGCAGUUCAGACUCCAAAGCUGCAGCAGAGCAGAAGGUCAAGAGACUUCUGAAGAACCCAGAGAGUCUCUCUCUCCUGCUGGAUAAUGGAUAAUGAGGAGGGCAGAACAGAGACCAGAGGGAAACAUCCAGGAAAGGAGGAGCCUUAGUAAGGGCGGAAGGCCGGGACCUCUGUCCUGGCAACUGCUCCAUAGGGGCAGGACCUACUGGGAAGUGUUGCUGAGUUGUAUGCCAUUUCCUGGAAUAAAGAGUUAACUUCACUGACAACAGAGCCCUGCGUCUUUCACGCUGAUUUGUGUCUAUGACUCCCACCCUGACACUUGAUAUGUCUCAUUCACUUACACUUAGUACAGUACUUAGGAACGUAGAGACUGUAAGGCAAUCUGAUCCAGGGCUUGGUGGACAACAAACUCUAUCCCCACCGAAGUCAGAAAGCAUCUAUGGCUUCAGCUCAUUGGGAAGAUGAUAGGUACACUGUCAGAGAAGGAGGUGAACCCAGCCGUUCAGAGUCAGGAUUGUGUGGUGAUUUAAAACAAAAAUCAAAAUCCUUACUGAUAUAUUCACAGCUAAGUCCUCUUUAUGUCGUGAUUUAGUGAGGACAAGGCAGAAAGGGCAGAUUCGAAUGCUGUCUACUCUCACUUCUUGCAGGACACACGCACACAAAGUCUCUUAUCCUGCCUUUCUCUGAUUUUUUUUUUAGAGGGUCUUGAAAGCUGAGUAGCUUAACCUCCCACCAUGCAAUAUGACUCAUGACCCUGAGUUAUAGUUUGUAGCAAACUAUGGCUUACCAUAAACAAGCAAAAGAGAAGCCUUUGGAAUAGGGAAUUUAUCAUUAUUGUGGACCAUAAGUGGCAGAACAAGUUCUUCAAAAAGAAUCACUUCAUGGUAGAAGCAAUCCCACCAGCAAUAGAUGAACAGAACUUUCUGCCCAUAUUCAAUCUUUGAGGUGUAUUUGCAUGUCCCAGUAAGAAUCAGUCACAGGUGUUACCUUCACUUUUCAUACACAUCAAGGACAGAGCAUCGUUUCUUGGAUUCACUAGUGCCCAGUGAGUUAAUUAGACCAUUAGCUGUCUUCGUGGCCCAACUGGUGGGGACAUCGUGGCAUCCAGGGACACAUGUUGGAAAGUAUUUGGGAAAGUACCCCGUUUUUCAGAGUUGUCUGCUCUAAGCUAUGUUGCAUUUUAUAAGAAGGAAACAUUCAGGUAUGGAGUGAUAUCUUUGCUAGCUUGUAAUCAAUAACAGUACUGGAACACCAUUGUGGUAGCUUCUGUACAACCAGCCAAGAAUGGGCUGAAAGAAAUGGUUGUAAUGAGGGGAGAACUGCACACAUGAAAAAGCCACCUUGGAUCACUUGGUUAUCUUGUCAAAUCAGUUUGUGUCAGUAUCCUCCAUAAUUCUCAUCCUGAUUCUGUAAAUCAUUAAUGCAAAACAAAGAGUAGUCUUCUUGACACUGAUUAGGUAUUGCAUAUGACAUCCUAGUAGAAGUACUCCAUGUUGAUUCAGCUGAUUCAGGCAAUGAAAACUGUAAUUUGGAUGCUGCCUUAGUGCUCCUUUUAGAAGCAAAAGAGAGAAUAGAAAUUUCUAAACCAAAAAAAAUGACAUUAAACCAGUUGUGAUUUAUGAGGACUUAAGGUGUGAUAGCCAGCUAAGUCAUACUUUGGGUAGACCCACUGAAAUCAAUGGGCAAGUUAUAGUAGUUUAUUGAUUUCAAUGUGCCUAUUCCAAGUAUGGCUUAGUUGGAUAUCAUUCAAGGCUAUUAUUAAUGUACGUCCAGCCUGGCAAGUGUAAUUGAAAAACUUAAAUGAUCAAGACUUUAUAAAAAAAAGAACAGAGCAGCAACUCUACAGCUCCAAGAUAUGAAUACGAUUAGAAUAUUGAAAGAUCACAUUUGAUCUCAAUAAUGGAAACUAACAUCUCUUCUGUUUUUUUAGGUAUGCUCUCUUUCUUUGCUAUGUCUGGUUACAUGUGCUGAUUUGGUUCAGCUCUUCCUUCAACAGUUGCAGCAGUGCAAAACCUGCUAUUUUAACAGAUACAGUGGUGCCUCGCAAGACGAAAAGAAUCCGUUCCGCGAGUCUCUUCGUCUUGCGGGUUUUUUCGUCUUGCGAAGCAAGCCCAUUAGCGGAUUAGUGCUACAGUAUUAGCGGCUUAGCGGGCUUAGUGGAUCAGCUGAUAAGCGGCUUAACGAUAAGCUGAUAAGCGGCUUAAGGAUCAGCUGAUAAGAGGCUUAACGAUAAGCUGAUAAGCGGCUUAACGAUCAGCUGAUAAGUGGCUUAGCAUCAGCUGUUAAGCGGCUUAGCCAUCAGCUGAUAAGCGGUUUAGCGGCUUGGGAAAAAGGGGGGGAAGGAAAAAAACCCCGCAGGAACUCGCAAGACAUUUUCGUCUUGCGAAGCAAGCACAUAGAAAAUUGCUUUGUGAGCUAUCUCCAAAACGGAAAACCCUUUCGUCUAGCGGGUUUUCCGUCUUGCGAGGCAUUCGUCUUGCGGGGCACCACUGUAUUGAGUAAUUACAAGGAUUAGAAGGACUCAUCUCUAGGCUACUUGUCAUAGAUUUCCCUCCUGGAGAGCAGUCAAGUAUGAACAGAAUAAUUGGUUGCAAGCACAUGAAUGAAUGCUGGUAAAAUUGAAGCAUUAGUUUUUAAGAUAUGAUUGGAAGCAGUUAUAUUUUGGGUGGGGGAGGAAUUGUGUACCACUGUCCAGUGGUUCACAUUGAUCCAUCUCUGCUUUUUCGUGACUGUUGACCAACACUCUGUGUUUUGACUUUAUGUGGCCGCCCAUCCUUGUUGCUUGAGUCAUAGAUUACUUCAGGUCAAGAAGGUGAUAAAUUUACACUGACAUAUAUGUCUUUGGGAGAGAAACAGAUUGUCUAAAAACAGAACUAGCGAAAAUAUUUCUGUGUUGAUGAUCAUGUUUGGCUGUUUUGACUACAUGGCAGUCUAUGUGCUACUUUUGAUAAUAUUUUGACUUUUGUGAACAGUAAGCUAAAUCAAUUUUUAUUCCUGGUUUAUUAGCCAGGGAAACACAUAACUUGAUUAUUUAUGAGCAAAUGUGGUUAAUGCUUCAACUCUUGGAAAACCUAAGUUUGAUUCCUGUCCCAUCACACCUUUUGAACAUGCGUAAAACAAUUUGAUUUUCAACAGAACCACCAUGUUAAUGAAAAAAAGGAUAAACACAUUUUUGAAAUGGAAUUUCCUUCCAGAUCCUGGUAGGAAAAGCUUAUUUGUAAGUUACACAGACCUUUCUCCCCAAUAUAUUGAACUAGAUGCAUUAAAUAUCUUGUACUACAAGGAUGCAGGAUCUGUUGCUCUUCUAAUUGAAGCCAUUACAUUAUCAGUACUGGCAAAGCAAAAGUCAACAAUAGCGUCAUAACUGUUGCUGUUCGGGGUGCUGAAAAGACAGUUGAAGAAAAAGAGCAAGUGGAAGCCAUUGUAACUAUUCUUACAUAGCUCUGCUGUGCUAAGUGCAUGUAGCUUGUGUCACUUAUCUAUUGUCUUGAAAAAGUCUUGCUACUCUUCCAAUGCUUGUCAGCUGACAAUGGUUAUUUGUAAUACUGAAUGAGUUUAAUGGUUCAUAGUAUGGGGGUAGCAAAUAAGCAGGGUUCCAACCAUGAGCCACUGCAACUUGAGAAGACUAACUUUAACAUUUGCAACUCCCUGCUGUGUAGAAAGCAUGAUUUCUCCCUACUACAGAAAAUCUGUCACUGUAUAGGAUUUCAGCAGAAGCUCCUUCGGGGAAUUGGGAACCCCAUUCAAGAUCCAGGAGAAGCAUCACCUGAGUAUCCGUUAUGAAGGUGUCGGUCUCCCAGACACAAUUGAGAUGAUUGAAUUUUGAGUGUUGACAGAUAUACUGGAGUGAUACGAAUGUGCAUAAUUUUAUGGCUUCUUCUCUUCCCAAAAUGUCAGGGACAAGUUAACACGCACCACCAAUUUUGGAGUAAAGAAGAAAUAGUUUGAGGGUGUUGUAGUCAUAUGUGGUUACAUGGGUUGGGGCAGGGAGAGAUGCAUUUUUUGAGGAACAAUGAAGGUAAUCUUUAUGCCUCCAUAAAUCCGAAUCGUAAUAUAUGACUCUAUUCUGAUAUGGUUGUCUGUGUCUUCUAAAAUCUGAUAUAAAAUGGCAUACAUUGAAAUUUUAUUUAUAAUUCCUUUUAACUGUGCAUCCGGUUGAACUCUCUCACAAGCUUUAUGGGCCAUGAGUAAAUCAAUUUGUACGCUGAAGAACUUUAAGUACCUGAAGUUUUUUUAGACUCAGUAACAAAUUGACUCAAUACAUUUUUAAAAUCAGAUAUUUAAGAAGGUGGUACACAUAGUUUCAAUUGUGGUAUAAUUAUUUUUUAUCGGAAGCAAUCUUGUGGGCAUAUAUAGCAGAAAAGUGGAACAUGAGGAAAAUGAAUAAAUUAAUCAUUUGCAUAGCAACUGCACAUGCCAGUCCUUAAUGGGAAAAAUAAUGUUGUAUCCAGUGCAGCCAUUUUAUUCCAGUGUAGAUUUUGGUGACAUGCAAGGAGAGGAAGGGAAACAAGUUUGGAUAUUGUCCUUAGUGUAAAGAAAUAGUAUUUUAAUGUUUUGAAGUUGGUUUAAUUAUCGUUUGUUUGUAAGUCAUAUUGGAAAUAGUUGUGUAUUUUAAAGGUGGAAUAUAAAUGAUAAAUAAUUGUCGUUAUAUUUCCCACUGUGUUUUAAAAAGAAAGAGUGGCAGCUGCGUCACAUGUGUUUGAGAUGCAGAGUAUUCACAAAUCACUUAGACAUUCAAAUUGGCUGACGGUGCAAACAAGACCUCACAAUAUCAUCAGUAUAACAAUGUUAACAUUUUUUAAAGUAUUCCGUUGGUAGUUAUUAAUGGUAAACACUAUUUCUUCUGCUUCCUUCAUUAUUUCGGCACUAGUAAUGCAGAACUAACCGCUUGCAGCUUAGAGCUUAAUCUAAAAUGUCCCUGAAGGCUGGAAAAAACAAUCAUGUUGCAUAUUGAGUGACCACAGUGUGAUAUUAUCUGAUGUGAUGGUUUGUUCAGCUGUAAAUAGUUUCAUUUGCGCUAGUUAUUAGUUCUGCUGUGGAGGGAAUUGUAUUAAAAUGUUGCCUAUUGAAAAAAUUGUAUUUUCAUGUUAAGGUCAUAUGUUCCUUCAAAGAGACAGAGAGAUUUUUUCCCCUAUAUGUUUUAAUCUUAGAGAUAUUUUAGGUACCUCUUGUAAAGGUGCAUCUGAAUCCUGUGGACAUGUAACUUUUUUCUCUGCAUCUUCUUGUCCUCCGUCAUGGCCAGAAAUGUUCAAUGUUUCCCUCGUUGACUCCUUCCUAGCCACUUAGGGGAAACAACACAUUUAGAACACAUCUUCGGAGAGAAGAUUUAAAAAAAGCUUAACAAACCUCUAUAAUUGUUACCUUACCUUGGAAUUUGGACAGGUAGGGCACAAUUUCAGACCCUUGUGGAAUGGUGGUGCCUUAAUUCUCAGAUUAAAAAGAAGUCCAUGGGGUUGCUAGGAUCCUUUGGAGUACAUUUCCUUGUGCUGAAAACUUUAGAGAGUACAACUGGGUGAACUGGGUCUGGAAUCAGCCCAGUGUGACUGAUUAUGGAGCCACACAAAAUCAACAGAUUUGGGAUGAGAUGUGAUGGAGGAUAACAUGCCAAGUUCAAGGGGAAUAAAAUCGGAAACUAUUUGACAUUUUACUUUUACCUUAUUGCUUUUAAGAUGUGAUGCACCUAGGAUCCCACUUCAGUAUAGAGCAGGUUUCAGGCUCAUAUUUGCCCUGCUCUGCCCCUUGUACAUGAAAGAAAGCAUAGGAGUCGUGCCUGACUGCAGAAACCUGUUCAUUUUGCAAAAUACAUGAAAGAUACGUGUACUGUGUGUUUUCUCAGUUUACUCUUGCAUCUCUUCCACUCACUGGGCCUCCUGUCUAUUCUGUCAAUUUGCACCCGGGUGAAAAACUAUUGGUGUGUAUUUGUAUUUGUAUUUGUAUUUGUAAACAGCUGCUCAGAUUGCUGUUUGCAUAUGCUGGAAUGGGGACCUUGGAAUAAUCAAGACAGUCAGUGUAAAAGAUCAACGAAUAGCCUUCUCAAGGUGUGUUGUCAAGGUGAAAUUUCUGUGCAUACUGGGAGGGGAAAAUAACAUUGCUGUAAAAAAGAUAUUUAAUGGUAAAAUGUCUUGAUACUUGGGUUACUUCAUAAACGGAAUUAAGUUUAUGAUCCGAAAACAAAAUACUCAUAGUACCUUAAGAGAAGGUUUACUCUUUGGGGCAGGUGGUGGAGGCAUAUAUUGUAUUUCCAUUCUGCUUAAACAGAUAUGAAUAGUUUUCUAAAGUAAUCCCCCCCUCCUUCUUAAUAACAGAUGAUUCAUAAUUACAUGGAGCACUUGGAAAGAGCCAAACUUCAUCAACUGACUGGGGGUGACCAGCUAGAACCCAUCGUGCACAGUAGAACUAGGUAAGCUUUACUGAUCUUUGGCUGAAGAUAAUCUAUUAUAUUUUAUCUUAAAGACUUGGUUCUUUGUCUUCAAACAUUAGGCUGAACGAUGGGGUGGAAUUAUUCAUAAUUGCAGUAUAUGAGGGGUUAUCGGAAGGGGCGGGUUAUGUUUUUGCUGUUGGGACACUUCAAGGCCUGGAUUGGCUAUCUGCUAAUAUUUUAACUUUAAGCUUGUACACAUAUAUCUGGUAUGACAAGCUGUCCCUCCUUUUCAUUUUCAAAAAAAGCAGCAGCGAAAAGAUUAGCAAUUAAAGGUUUUGAAAUAAUUGAAUCGCGGUUGUCUGAUGUGUACCUUCGGGCACAUGUCUGUGAGAGGGCGUCUCUGGCGGAAGCUUUGUGACUACAUUAUGUAGAUGUUGGAGCCUCCCAUCCAAUGAACUGGAGCUGAGCAGCCAAGGUUUGAAGUAGUGGGGAGGAGAAAGAGGCGAGCAAGCUUGCUUGUAUCUUUAGGUUGCUGCAUAGAUGCUGGGGAGAAGAGAAGCAGCUCCAUGGUGGUUUUUUCUCCCGGUUAGGUGGGGGAGGAGAGUGAGGUGAUGUCAUUUUGCUUUGGAGCGGCUGCUGCGGAAGAGAGUGGAAAGCCGCUGCUGAUGGCAUUGUUUUUGUGGCAGCAAGUGAAUGACAGACACUCACUACAAAGAUACUCCCUUGUCCCCUGCGUAGCCUUGGUUCUUGCAAUUCACCAUGCCAGCGCAGCGCCAUGAGUCCUGGAUGCAUGCUGCUAUUGGUGUUUGGCUUCGUUGGCGGGGCGGUGGUCAUUAAUUCAGCUAUUUUAGUCUCUCUCUCUGUUUUGCUGCUUGUGCACUUUUCUAUAUCCACUGGCGUGCCAGCUCUGACGCAGAACUUACCAAGGAUUCUCAGGUACCCUGAACUAUGGAGCCUUCUGUCAUUUUUGCUGUAUUCUUUGUUCUCUGCUUCCCAUUAUUUCUCUUCUCUUGGGAGGGGAGGCAGGAAGGAGAGGGUGGGACGAUGCUAAUCUCUUAAGUGUCUGUUUCAGGCAGAAUCUAGUCUCGGUGUCUAUAGGCUGUGCAAAAAUCAUAAAAUGCCUGUUUUAAAAUGUAAAAAUUGGCUUCAUUGUGCUUUCUUUGAGACUACAAAGUCGUUCUUGAAGGCUAUUAGCUUUUCUCUUUUUAUUGCUGAAUCCUGUAAACGGCAUAAAAGUGCUAUGUGAAUACAUUGUGGACAAAGCUUGUAUUCACUGUAUUGUCAGGUGCUUGACUAAUGCUGGGCAGCCUUGCUUCUGUGGUCGUUUAGGCCUUUCAUUUAUUUGGUCUGUGCUUUACUCCAGAGAAUUCUGCAGAAUCUGCUAGCGGAUAGUCUGUGAAACUAUUAUAAUAGCACCUUUGCAUCUUUUUGUAAAUCGAAUGCUGACAAGCUAAGGUGUAGACUGUAGAGUGAAGAAAUAGGGUUUAAAUAUCUUGAAUUAUAAGAGCAAUGGCAAAACUCUUUUCAUAGGACAUUGUAAUUUCACCAGUAAUAUGGCUUUCUGAAAACUUCUGUUAUGUAUUUAAAAGUAUGUAAUCCAGUACUUUGAUGCAUCAGGGCAGAAUUUGAUUGUGCUUAGUAAGCAAAAGUAAAAAAUCAAAGUGCAACUUUUUACAAUAUAGCAAACACUGUUUCUAACUUUAUUAUGGCUAAUAUAAUUAGUAGCAUCCAUACUACCCAUUGUGAAUAAUUUUACCUUUGUUGUUACGUAAAAAAAAUGUUGUUAUGUAAAGUGAGCUUCAUCCAUGUCUUUAAAACAGCAUUGUUGACCAAAUAGACAUUGCUUUACCUCUGAUUCUUAGAUUCUGCUGGGGGAGGAUUCCCAAAUAUUUUAUGUUACCCCAGAAUUGCAGGGGUUGGACUAGGUGACCCUUGUGGUCCCUUCCAGCUCAACAGUUCUGUGAUUCUAAGUGCAGGAAGGAAUGAUGAGGUGGAACACCACCAAGGGAAUGCAAGAAUCCGAUCUCAUUAGAGUUAAUUUCACAUUAGCAGUAAAAGAAAAUGUAAAGUUUUAUUCACAAGGAUCUGUGUGGUUCCCUUGGUGUGUUAUCUUCUAGUAAGCUUUUAAUACUUCGAAUGCAUAUGUUUAGACAUAAUGCUAAACCAGGUUUUUAGAAUAUGGAGUGUGGAAUAUCAUUCAAACCCUAACGUGUAGUUAAUAUUUUCUGCUCGUACUAGAAUUAAACCAACUUCAUUAACUGUGGUGUGAUGGUCAUAGAAUCGUAGAAUUGUUGGUUUGCUUCUGCUAAACAUAGCUAAGAUUAACCACAAUUUGUUCAGAUUCAGACAACAUGGCAAGCUACAGAUAAUUAAAAAGAUGCAAAAGUUUCUAGACUCCUCACUGUAGGAGGAGGGGAAAGAAGGAGCUUACAAACCCAGGGAAAGGUUAGGCUCAUUUUUGUAAUUCUAAACUAUGGUUUAGCAUUACAUCCAAACCAGCCAUGUGUGUUGGUGUUUUCAGUAUUUUGCCUGUUGUUGAAUAUGGCUUAUCUGCAAGUACUUUUUAAAGGUUUUGUAGUAAAUAGAAAAUUCAGAUCAUGUACGUUUGCCUAGAACUAUAGAGAAUUUGGCUGCAAUCCCUCAUAGCUGUAAUUUUCAGUAGCUGACCGCUAACCUUUACUUGGUUUAGUGGAUUAACAAUGAAUGUGUGACUUUGUAUUGAAUCAAUGGUAUGUUUUUAGAUAAUGGCAUUUACAGAAUAAAAAGAGCUCUUAAUGUUCUUUCAUGGCAUGGCAUGUGUAUAUAGGAAAAUGCUGUGUGGGAGAUAGCAUUUAAGAAGUCCUUAGUAUACAGUACUUGCUUAUAUUGAGUAUUUUUAUUACAAUGUUUUGUUUGUAGAAUUCAAAUAUUUAUAAAAUAAUAUUUAUACAGCAGUAGAAAACAUCAAGAGUAAUUAGUUUUGGGAAGUAGUUUUGUAGCAGGGUACAACAGGCAAGUCUUUCCAAGGUCAUUCUGGUUUCUACAUUUAGCAGAUGCUAGUCUGUGCAUCUUGAAUCUCUUCUCUCUUUGACAAACAUAAAAAUUAAUAUUAAAAGUAGAUGAAAAGUUCCCUGACCUCAGAGCUUUCUUUAAUUUAAAAAAAAAAAAAAUUGACAUGCACAGUAAGAAGAUCAUUGGUUAGCAUGUUCAAUAAUCUCAAAUGUAUGUGUCCUGGUCCCUUAUCUUUAAAUAAAUUUUUAAAAAGGUAAAAAAUACAUUGCAGAAAUUGGCGUUCUAACACGCCCUGUGUGUAAACGAGUUGACUUCAUUUUGAACCCAGAAGGAGAGAGAAUUCUCACCUCCUCAUUCAGGAUUCUCCAGUCGCCUGUUUUUGACCCUAAAAUGUAGCAUAGUGAAACUUUAUCAAAGUAAUUUGAAGAAGGCAUCAAUAACACAGUCUUAAGUGGAGCUUCUUCCCCUCACUCAUAUGCUUUUUACAAAUGUAAGAAUACUAAAUAAGCUACUUGAAUGAUUUCUAACACUCAUAGCAAAAAGUCUGGUCAGUUGUGCCGCAAUUCCUACAGAAUAGUUACAUUGACAAGCUUUGCAGUGCAGCGACCUUUACUGCUGUGGUGAUUUGAUACUUGCUUCAGUAAUUCAUCCAUACAUAGUAGAAAAAUUAACCCGUCACUCAACCAAAACCCUCUUAUUAUCAUUGCUUGCACAGUUACAAAAUUAGACAGAUUGGCAGACAGUAAAGUCACAUAAACAAGAAUUUGCCUAAUUAUCUCUCCUUUGUUUCUGUUCCAGUAAAUUAAAGUUUAAAUAAAAGAUUCCAUUGGCCAGUUAACCAAGAUGUGUUUUAUCAUUUCUUCAUUGCCAAGCUUAGUAAUGAUGCUAAAUAGGUAUUGCUUCUGCAUAGCACCAAUUCUGUGUGAGUUUUAUAGAGGAGGGUCAACUGCAUCAUGCUAGGGAUAGAGUUCUCCACCAGGGAGGAAUAUGAAGAGACCCCUUGUAUUAUACGACUGGAAGAUGUUUGUACUGUCAAAGUAAACUCUUGGAUCAUAUGCACAAACCAGUAUUGAAAUAAGGAACGUUGCCUCAGUUUAGCACUGGGGAUUUCCGCUUUUAGAAAUUUAUGUCCAAAAAGAGCCCUUAAUUGUUCCUCCAUUGGUUGAAAGACCAUAUUUUUCUUCUUCUUGGAUUUCUCUGCCUAACUAGAGACUUUUUAGAAGUUUUAACACUCUCCUAACGAAACAGCAUUGGAUAGAAACUCACACUCUUGCUGAUUGUAUAUGCAUGAUAGUGUCCAUGGCUAAUAUUUAAUCACUUGCUCAGUUACACUUUUGUUUUCCUUCUGGUAGUUUUCUGUCCCCAGUUCAUAUACAGUCUAAGCUGAAUCUGUUUGAGACCCAGGUAUUUUGCAUUGUUUUGUUAAUCAGACCCGAAUGCUUUUAUUCUAUUAUCUUUCAAAAUCUGCUGUUUUCAAAUCCAAUGUAUAGGUCUUCUACAUGCUGCCAUACAUUUGAAGUAUGUCUUUGCCCACAUUGUUUUGCGGAUGCUUGCAAAUUUUAAGCCCCACCUCCACAGCACUGGUGUAAGCUAAGGCUUUGUUGUCAUAGCUACUGACAGUCAAUUUAAUUAUAGUAAAAAUCAUUACAAACAGCACCCCUGAGAAACGAGUGGCUGUAAUCUAAUACUUACAUGUAGAAACUCGUGAGAGAACAGUUAUCUGAAAUGUACUUUGAAAUUGCUAAUUAUUCUUAACUCUUUUAUUUCUAAUCUUCAGUUUCAUAAAGUAUCGAAGUGGCUUACAACAUAAAAAAUAUAAUAAAACCACUCCAUAAAUAUCCAUACAGCAUAAUUAAAAAGUCAAUAAAACAGAUAGCAGUUGGUUAAAAAGAGAAAUUAAUAUUGUGAAGGCCUGGUUACAGGAACUAAAUAUCAGCUUUUACUACUUCUCCUGAGAUUCGAAGGUCUGUUCAGUGUAAGAAACGAAAGCAAAUAACUUGGUUUUUCCUUCCCCGCAGAAAGGAACCUCCCAUAUCAUUGGGCAUCUUCCCACUACCUCCAGGAGAUGCACUUCUCACGCCUGAUAAUCACAGAGGAACAGUGGAAACUCCUGGGUCAGAUAAUUGGAAGUUCCGUGAACUAAGUCAGCCACGCUCCCGCACCAGUUUAAAGGUGACCUAGUGCUUUUAUUUUUCCCAUCUGGUGAGGUUUUAAUAAUAUGUUUCCUAUGAUGCAUUGUGCCUAGUUGAAACCUAAACCCCAAACUAUCUUUCUUUAGUUCUUAAUCUUCUUAAAAUGAGAGUCUUUCCAGGUGAGUUGAAGGUGAGUCUUUUUUCUGUUAUAUGUUUUGAUGAAUGGGUCUCAGGUUGCACUGGACUAUGGGGGAAGACCAGGAUCUCAAUUCUGGUUUUCCAGAUACACCACACCCCUUUUCACCAGUUUUCUAGGUGGGUAGAGUGCCUUUUCUAACUUCUCCAUUUCUUGUCUCUCUGAAUUAACUAAUAUUUCAAGCUACAGUUUUCUUUUAGAUGGGUUGGGGUUAUGUGUUAGGUUUUUUCAACUACACUAUACUGCUCAGAUAACUGUUGCAUAAUGUCUGUAACCUUUAGAAGUAUUUAAGGUAUCCUAGAUUGUACAGUAUCCACCUAGCAGGCAUUUGUUAAGCUCUGAAGUGGUUUACUAAAAUCCACUGAGUACAAGUCGGAAGUCAUUUCCAUUUAAAUUUCUUAAAAUUCUUUAGGCAGUUCAAUAUCGAAAUCUUUAAUCAGUUGUUACAGCUUGUGGUUGAUUAUCCAACAACCAAAAGGUGAUGUUCCUUGAUCAUUCUUCCAUGUCUGUGUACAGCUAGGUGGAUUAUGUGCAAGUCAAAUUGUCUGGUUAAGGGACAUCUUUUGCACUCUUGGGACACUGUGAAAUUGUAUUCUGAAAUGCAGAAACUAAAGUACUGUAAAGUAAACUGAGAAAAACAAUGUCUCUGAACUUGUGCCUGAUGCUUAUUCUUUCAUCAUGUGUGCCAUUUGACACAGCUCUAAAGCCCCUAGUUGCUCCACAAUUUGUGCCAGUACAUUCUGUGCCCCCACAUCUCUCUUAGAUCCUAUGUAUGUAGCCCAUAGGAGGCCUUAGGUGAGUUGCAUCCAUAUAGAGUGUCUCCCUGUCCCUUUACAGUUGUAAAGUAGAUUGUACACAUGAGUGUGGAAAGUAAAGAAGGCAAAGAAUAGGUAAAGGUAAAGGACCCCUGGACGGUUAAGUCCUGUCAAUGGUGACUGUGGGGUUGUAGCGCUCAUCUUGCUUUCAGGCCGAGGGAGCCGGCGUUUGUCCACAGACAGUUUUCAGGGUCAUGUGGUUGGCAUGACUAAACCAUUUCUGGCACUGUGGAACACCAUGACGGAAACCAAAGCUCAUGGAAACGCUGUUCACCUUCCCGCCACAGUGGUACCUAUUCAUCUACUUGCACUGGUGUGCUUUCAAAUUGCUAGGUUGGCAGGAGCUAGCAACAGGAGCUCACCCCAUUGCAGGGAUUCAAACCACCAACCUUCUGAUCAGCAAGCCAAAGAGACUCAGUGGUUUAGACCACAGCGCUACCCGCAAAGAAUAUUGCACAUUUAAGGUGGGAUAGAUAGUUAAAGGAAGUUGUCAAGAAUGUACAGGCUAUACAAUUGGAUUACGGAAGGGGACAGUAAAAAGAUACAACUCUUGUAACCCGCUUUGUAAACCCUUCAGGCUAAAUUGCAUGCUUGGGGAGACUCCCUCCUAACCGAUUAGCAAAACCAUUUCUUGGGAAGAGCAAAAUUUGCUAAGUUAUGUGUCUAUUCUACACAAUACUCCAUUCUGUGUUGUUGGGGUUUUUUUGCCCUGCUCUUUCAUGAAAGACAUCAGGGUGGUCUUCCUAGUUCUUGCCCUACCUGUUUUAUCCAAACAGUCACCCUGUGAGAUUAGUUAGGGUGAAAAAUGAUAACGGUGUUAACACAUAAUGCCAAGUUAUAGUUAAUUCUAACCAUGGUUUGUUGAAUAUACCAUGAAUCAUAGAAACAUAUAAAUUGCAGCUUGUUUCUCCCAAGCUUGAUUUGUUUUCCCCUCUGCUCUUGCCUCAUACCUUUAUAGCUGGACAUAUGCCUGGGGUGGCCAGAUAAACCAUGGUUAAGCAAGAAUGCCAGGUUCAGACAUAACACCAAACUGUAAUUAAAAUGAACCACAGUUUGUAAGCAAACAGCAAACUAUAGCAUCGUAUUCUGGCUUGUUGCCAGAAAACAAAAAUGGUUAGUCUGCUGGGCCGGGUUCACACUUUGGCUAAAUAGGCAAUGGUUUUGCGUUAUGUGCUCAAGUCCCUUGGCUAGUCCAGUGAGCUUCACUACCAAGUGGGGAUUUGAACCCAGGCUUUUCACUAUUCUAAGUUUGAUAUUCUUGGUGGUAGUCAAGGUAUACUCUGGGUAGACCAACUGAUAUUAAUGAACCUAGCUUAGCCAUAUUAAUUAAUAUCAAUGAGCCUAAGUAAAUCUUGGUUGAAUGUCAGCCCCUAUUUGCCGACAUACCCGCUGUUUGCCUAUGACUGUGCCUCCUGCCCCAGAUGAAUAGAGGAAGGGCAGGAGGAGAAUGCAGGAUUUUUGAGGCCAGAAUAGAUGUCACAACACUUAAAAUCGUAAUGAGAAAGUAAGGAAAAAUAAAUUAAUACCCGCAGUCAGUUUUGGAUGAAGCAUUAGCUAAUGUUUGCCCAGACAGUUGGAUAAUUCAAGUGCAGGACCAGAAAUGCAGCAGUUGCAGUAGAUCAGUAGAAUUCUAAUUAUGAAACUGGGCUAAUCUGUUUCUCGGUUAAACUAUUCAAACUAAGCUCUGAGGUUUUCCUUGGCCCCCUUCUGUUGGCAGUUGGGCCGUUUGUUGUGAGCGUUUUGUCUGCUAAGGUCAGUGAGUGGUCUGUGUGCUGCAUUCUUUCCUGGAUGCAGCUGGAAUACAGACGUUGGGAAACGUUUAAACAAAAGUCAAGUUCUUCUUCCUCUUGAGUGCGGAGCUCUGUGGAUGCACUUGGUUACGACUGCAGUUUCCUCUCCAUGAGUGAUUAGGCUAAAUUAUUGAGGAGUGUCGGAACUGUGUGGCUUUUUUUGGAAGAGUGGGUGAGAUCCGAGAAAUUGGGAGAGGAGAAGGGCAGUUGUCUUAAAUAGUGUACAGUACUUUUAAAAUGUUCUACGAGUUUCUGGCUGGGGCAGGCUGUGAAAGCAUGUUACUAGGCUUGACCAUUAUCAUUUAAUAUGCCCUGGACUGGGAGGCACAACAUGAUGGAGAUGGUCAUCAGUUUCCAGCAUGGAGUUAUCUGAUCUGCAGGAGAGAGUGAGGAACACUGGCCCAGGGCUGAGUGGUUGCAGUCCUAGACCAGAAUCCAGUAAUUUAAUGUUUAAUGAUUAAAGUGGUCUUUAAGUAUCUCUGCUUCAUACCGAUGUACUUACUACCAAAAUGCACUUACUAGAGGGUAAGCUCAAUUUAACAUAGCGGGAUUGACUUCUGAGUACACACAAGGUUGUACAGUGGUACCUCGGGUUAAGUACUUAAUUCGUUCCGGAGGUCCGUUCUUAACCUGAAACUGUUCUGUUAGCUAAAGCACCACUUUAGCUAAUGGGGCAUCCUGCUGCUGUCGUGCCGCUGCCGCACGAUUUCUGUUCUAAUCCUGAAGCAAAGUUCUUAACCCGAGGUAAUAUUUCUGGGUUAGCGGAGUCUGUAACCUGAAGUGUAUGUAACCCGAGGUACCACUGUACUUUCAACCCUCAAUUUUGUUUCCUCGUAAGCAGUUUUGGAAGAAAUGUUGCCUUAUUCCACAAAGGCAUGAAACUACAAGCUUCUCCUUAAGUGGGUUUAUUACAGGCUGGACCAGGGAAGAUACUUUAUGACAAAACUAGAAGGAUAUAAACCCAAAUAUGUCUGCAGUCUCCAAAUUGUCAAGCUUAAGCUGGAAGGAUAGUUAUACUGUGGGCAAAAACACUUUGCUAAAGGGACGGAAUUCACAUGGCCCAAAUCUGGAAGCUGAAAGAAGUGUUAAGAUCGAGGAAGCGAGCCAAGAGGGAGCUCUCCAGCUCGCGCCUCAGUUUAAAUGGGGCCCGGCCACACCUCCCCAGCCAGUGGAUUGUCUGGCUGGCAAAUGACGUGGCUGGGAACCUCCAAGUGACAUGGGACUUCGUCCCCCGCCCCCAAAGGGUGGUGGGCGGCCAUGUGGUCCACUGCAAUUCCUCCCCACUGGGAAGUGGAGCGGAUUUGCUAAAGGGACGGAAUUCACAUGGCCCAAAUCUGGAAGCUGAAAGAAGUGUUAAGAGGGCAGGUCAAGUGCCAAGGAAAUGGGGGUGGGGUGGUUUGGAGUGAGUAAGGCUGGCAGGAGCAAGGGGAAACACAGGUGUGAUUCAGAGAACAACCUGUGAUGGUGGUUGCAAUGAUGGAAGAGUGAAGCAGAAUGCUUGGAUGGGACCUAGGUUAGGUGUUGGUGAAUCUGGUACUUCUGGGCAAGGCCAAAAAGCGAUGGUAGAAUUGUUCACCAGGUCCCAGAAUUGCCCUGAUGCAGCAAGAUUGCUGCUGGCCAAAGUGCUUCAGUGUACAGGAUUUUUAUUCAAGGUGAGGCACUGAUAUUUGCAUCUGCCAUAUGUAGUAUCUAUGUCACAGAGGAAUGUGCUACCGCUGAUGUUCUUCCCUCUUACCAGUUUAUUGGCAGACGCCCAAGCUUGGAUCAGAAUUAUUUGCUAAGUAUUUCAUUGUCUGCAGUUGGGGCCAUACUAUAAAUAAUGAUACAGAAAACUAGUGUUUUAAGCAAGAGUCUGUCCCAUUCAUAUGUAAAGCAGGGGAUACAAUUUAAAUCUCAAAAGGGGCAUAGGCAAGGAGUUGCUUGACCCUUCACCUUUCACGUAUCUGACCUUGGAGAAGUGUCGUGAGAGGAUUCUUGACAUAACAUUGAAAUUGAGAUUUUCUCUUUUUGUCAUAUGCCACUAUAAAUGGAUCUGUUGAAAUACCACUCUGAUGUACUUCUUUAUGCAAAUGCUAAGCAAGUGUUCUGUAAAGCUUUGAAAUUUAACGCUGGAUUGCCCAGUGUUGCAUUUGUAGUUUCAAUCUGUUUCAACAAUAUGGUCGUAACCCGUUAUUUUGCAGUAUGAAAGAGGAUCACAAGGACUUGUGUAGGCAAAAUGUCUCUUAAAUUCAGCUAUGUUUUCUGCUUGUAAUACACUUAGUUCUUACAUUAGUUCCUGGAAAAAGUACGUUUUCUGAGCCAUUGAGAAUGAUCUUGGAACUUUCCAUGGCACAGUUUGCUCAACUGAAUACUAAGAAGAAGCAGUACAAUUUCUGUGUUGACCAUUAUUUGUUUACCUAACAUAUAGAAUCUCUCUCUCUCCUCCCUCCUUUCACUGUAAAUGAUUUCAAAGCACCUUGGAACAAUAAUAAAAACAAAUAAAUCAGACAAAAAUGCACUGUCAAAAAGCAUUUAAAUCACACGUAUAGAAACAGCAGAGCCAGUAUAAACAGUAUAAACAGAGAUGUUGAAUACUAUUACAACCAUGGGAGUAUAGGACAGAUUUUUCCUCGCUCCUAAAAGAUAACUAAGAUGGUGUUAUGCAGACAUGUCUAGGAGGAGAACUGGCUCCAACAAGUCUAGUAUCCAUCCGGUGACUGGGAAUGUUAUCAUAUAAAUUCUGUAAUUACUUUGAAUUUCUCUACACUUUAGGAUGAACUUUCUGAUGUUAGCCAAGCAGGUUCCAAAUGUACUACGCCAGUCUUAACUGCUGCUUCAGAUGUCCUUGCGCCUGCUGAAUCUCCCUCGAAAGAACACAAGGAAGGGCUUGAGAAGGACUCCGAUAUAGGGAACAAGAACAUUGAAGUGCAAGUAGCCCAAGAAACAAGAAAUGUGUCUAUUGGUAAGUUCCUAGAAUAGAUUGUGUGGCUAGAGCCAAUACUAUGCGCACUUUAAAACUGAAUUUUUUUCCUGUCUUAUGUGUAAAUAUGUGUGCGUACUAAGUUCCAGAAGAAUAGUUAUUGAUUAAUAUUUAGAGGAACGGGUGAUGUUCUUGAUUAAUAUUUAGGAAACAUGGUGUUCUUGUGUAAUAAGGUGCAAGUAUGUUUGGGUGUGGUUAUCACACGGGGGUUGGGGACAAAAUUGUCCCCAUGGCUUCCAAAUCCAUUGUAUGGUCUAUGAAAUAUAAAUAUUCAUACCUCCUUUAUGUACUUAAAUUAAUAAAAUGUACUUAGAACGAAUUAAUAAAAUGUUAAAGAUCUAUAAACUGGAAAAAAGCUAUUUCUUAUAUGGAAAUGUGUUUUGUGCAGAAAGUGUCUUCUUUGUGAAGUCACCCUUGCAGUAAAAAAUUACUGUAACAUUUAAGGGGCAAUGGAGUGGCCAUUUAACUUGUUGCCAGUGUAAUUUUAUAGUUCAGAUGUCUGUUCAGCUGUGAAUCCCUCUGGUCUUUGGCAGUUUUUAAUCUCAUAAUUUAGCGAUUGCUUCAUUGGGUUGCUGUGAAAUUAAAAUAAGAUACCUAGUAGUUCCCUUAAGCUCUUGGGAUAGGAUGAAAAAGAAAUGGGAAUAAAUAGUUACUUCUGCUCUGUUCCCCAGGUUCUAAUGAAAAUGAAGACAAAUCUGAAGUUCAGGCAAUCAUUGAAUCCACUCCAGAGCUGGAUAUGGAUAAAGACCUUAGUGGAUAUAAAGGGUCAAGGUAUUUUGCUGAACACUUCUCAUCAGUAAAGAACUUGGGGUGGGGGAAUGUAAAGGGCAGGGUUCAGCUAAGUUGUUGCAUGGAAGAGAUCCAUUCAUGCAAUGGGCCUUUCCCCCCUCCUCCUGUGCACCCCCAUACCCCCUAGGCCUGCCCCAUAUGACUGGGGAAACCCUCCAGAACAGGUUUAAGUGAAGGCGGGGGUGGGAGAAAGUCCCAUUGCGCAGCAGAGCUUUGUUCCCUGCAUGCAUACCCCACUUAAUGCUAUGUUGAAUUCCACGUAUAAGAUCCAACAGUCUUGUUGGGCAAAUUCCAGGACCCCGAAGACCCAUACAUGGCCCACGUUGCAUAGGACGCUUGGGAAUGUCUGAAGCAAUACAGUUGUCCACUGUGCUGCUGCUCUGCUUUUGCCUGCCCGCCCGCCCAGUGCAAAGGGUCCUGAUCUGCUGAGAAGCAGCAGUCAUUGUCCUUUUACUCAGGGUCUUCCAGGAGAGCUAAAGACAGUGUGUGAGAGAGCAGUGGUGAAGCUGCAUGCUCUGCUACCGGGGGCGGAGAGCAGGCUGAGGGGCAUGGCUGGCAUCCCGGAGGGUGUGGCAUGCUGUCCGUGGGGGUGUGGCAUGCCGCCUGUGAGGGCGUGGCUUGCGUUCUGGGGGCAUGGUGUGCCACCUAUGGGGGCGUGGCGCCCGGCACGUGGGUGGGUGUGCAGCGCGUGUCCGGGGAGGCCGCCGCGAUGUCACCCUAUUGGAAUAGUGGUGCCAAGGGUGGUCCGCGCCCUCCGCACCCCGUUCCUCCGCCAGUGCAAGAGAGUCUUGUGCUGCUUCUGAUCUGCUUAAGUGCUCCAGAAUGCAAGGGCAGAGGGCUCUUGGGGUGAGAAGUUAAGGAGGGCUGACCUCCCACUGGUGCUGUGGGGAGGUGGGCCAGGGGAAAAGAGUGAAAGCCAGUCAAGUGGAUGAAAGGAAGAGUAACCCAGGUCACGAGCUGUGCAUUUGGGGUAAGUGGGGAGGAAGCAUUACCUUGACACAUGUCUCUGCCCCUUGACAGUUAAGCGCACCCACUGGUAGGUUUCUAGCACAUAAUUCUAGAGACACACCUGACUGUAAUGCCUGACUUAUAUUGGCGGUUGCCAAUGUGACACCCUCCAGAUGUUGUUGGACUACUACUCCCAUCAUCCUCAGUUGUUGGCCAUGCUAGCUGAGGGUUUAUGGAUGUUGUAGUCCAACAAAAUCUGGAGGGCACCACGUUGGCUACCGCUGCUUAUUGCUGUGUUAGCUUUUAUGGGCUGGAACCCACAUUGUCAGACGCAUGAAGUGAUUUAGAAGACCAUGUGCCCACACACAUUGACACUAAUUUGUGUGCGUACAUUUACAUAUUUUUAAAACUUUUAUUCUCCUGACUUUUAAAUUCCAAUUCUGUUGUGCAGCACACCUACCAAAGGCAUAGAGAACAAAGCAUUUGAUCGUAAUACAGAAUCACUGUUCGAAGAACUAUCUUCUGCUGGCACUGGUCUGAUAGGGGAUGUGGAUGAAGGAGCAGACCUACUGGGUAAGUGGGUAUUCUAAAAAAAUCCUGUUGAUUUCCAUCCAUUUCUUCAGCUUAAGAACUGUGAAGGUAAUUGUUCUGUGAGAGUUGAGGAAUGAAGUUGUUGAGAAAAGUAUUCAUGUUCAGUACUUCGUUUUAAGUAAGUUUCUUCUAUAUAUAAAAUGCUUACUAAUUAAAAAUGGUGAAGUUGAAAACAUUCAGUCUCCUACAUGAGGUUUUUACCAAAGGGAGUCUUUCGACUAUUUAUUCAGAUCUCUGCUUUAGUGCAGUCCUAGGUUGCACUCAGAAGUAAGUUCCAUUGAGUCCCUGAUAGGUUUGGGUAAGGUUUCAGAGCAGGUGUAGCAGCUACUCACCAGGUGAGAAGGAAGUCAUGUGACAUGGGGAGGAUAUCUGAAACAGCCCCCAGAACCAUCAGCCUGUACAAUAAUAUGCAGAGGCACAAGACUACCCAAAUAUGAAGUGAAUCUAGCAUUUGCUCUGAGUUUUUAAGGACUGGUGAAAUAACCAGUUUAAUUUGGUAAAUGGCAAGCUGAAAAUAGAGCCCUCAUUGGCUGCUCCUGUCUCUAUCAGUCAUCAGCAUACAAGAGCAGGAGGGGCCUCAUUUCUGAAAUACGGUCAUCCUCCAUUCUUUGAUAUGCAGAGGUCCCUCUCGAUACCCUUUCCAAUGACCCCCAUCCAGAUCCAUUACAGCCUAGAUGAUUUUUCAGAUCGGAACUUUUCCACCAGCUAUAGUUAAAGGAGAUGAGCCCAGUUCCACAGUCAGUUCUGUUAAAGAAUGUAAGACUAUCCCCAUUAGGAGGAUUGCUAAACCUACGUAAUAAAUAAACCUAGCACUGCUCAAACUUCGUAGAUUCCAAUUUGAUGCAAAUCAAGGCCCAAUAGCAGUUUGGUGGGUUGGUUCUUGCAGGCUGUCAGCAGAUGUCUUUUGUAGUGUCAAACAUUGGCAUCAUAUGGAAUCAGUAAGCCAGAUGCCUCUAUAGCAGCCCUAUACUCCGCUGUAAGAGGGGCACAUUUUGUAAUGUACACUAUUUCCCCAAGCAGAUUUUCUAUUUUGGGUCACGAAGAAGACCAAAGAGGCCCAUUUAAAAGGAUCAGAAAAAGGCAAAUGUUUGUAAUUGCUAAAUAUUAUUUUGGAUAGUGAGCCUAAGAUUCUAGCUAGCCAUGGGCACAAUAGAAGAUGAAGGUUUGGUUACUGAGUGGAAAAACUCAAGCUGAAUGGGAUUCGCCUGCCCCUCUCCCUCCUGUGCUUCCAGAAAAGUCUCUAGAGGGUCAGUGGCCCCUUCUGAAGAGCAUGCGAUGAGGAGUGAUGGGCUGCAGUGGGAAGAGGGAAUCGCCCAAAAUCAGCUGUAGGCCAAGUUUGCAAAAUGUCAUAUUUGCAGAGCUACAAGCGAGACCUCGAAUGCAGAUUUAAAUUCAGCAAAUGGAAUAGUAGUAGUCUAGAAGUACUCACAGAAGGAAACAAUGUUGACAAGGGAGUGUUUCCAGCUGAUCAAGAAGAAAAAUAGACAACUACCCAGUUGUGUCGCAUCUCUGGGAUGGUUGCCAUGACUUUGUGUGAAAAUGUCAGAAUUGUUCAGGUUAGCCAGAAUCCUCACUUCCUUUUAGUGUACAUGCCUGAACUGUGUAACCCAAGCACAAGCAUUAAAGGGCCAGGUGGGUCGAGCUCAACUGCCGUGCUCGCCCUGAUAGAGCACAUAUGGGUGCCUUCUCCAUACCACACACUCCAGGUUCUGUUGAGCAAUUGAGGUAGGCCAAUAUCACUUGGCAACUGCGGCUAGUGGGAUUGCUGUUUUGUCUGCUCCCCUAUGGCGCACCUUCAUUUUUAUGCUAUAAUGUCAGCACAGCACGGUAUACGCCAGGCACUGCUGCAGUCACAGGAAUGAAAAUAAAGGUUUCAGUAGUAGUUCUGCUCUUUCUGGAGUUGAGCAGGAAACAUGCCCUGGCAUAGCCCAGGUGCCAGGAUUUUUUUAUUUUUUUUUAUUGGAAGGUAGUUACCCUAGUUACAAAACUCUGCAUGCAGCCUUGGCUAGAAUUAUGCGUUUCAACAGAUGUGCUGCAGAUACUCAAGUACAUUUUAUUCUCUUUGUGGUGGGCAAUAUAAAUUUCGUUCAUCUAUUUCAAACAGCAUUUAUGAUUUGACUUUAUUUAAAAAUUAAAAAAGCAUUACAAGUAUUUGGCUUUCGAAUAAGGGGGAGUCACAUAUGUAGCUUGGUGAAUAGCAUCAGUCUUCUCCAUUCAUUGUCCUCUGAAAUUAAGUUGGCUGAUUUGAAUGAAUAUACGAUGGACAGCAUUAACUAGUGAAAUGGAGAGUCUUGACAUUAAAAGGACAUCAGUAAUGGGUUUAUUAAUGAGUUGCUUUUAAAGCUCUUGAUGUCUGUUUUAAGAGAGGGUUGCAAACACAACUCGCAUAGCCCGGAUUAGGGAUGAGGAACCUGCUACCCUCUUGAUGUUGGUGGAGCACAGUUUCCAUCACUCCUGACCUUUGGCCAUCGUGGCUGGAUGGGAAUAGAAUCCAACAUUUGAAGGGUAGGAGGAUCCCAGACUUUAGCCUGGAUCUUCUAGGAUUUGAAGGGAAACGACUAAAUGCGGCAGAAUAAUCCUAAUGUGUUUAUACAGAAGUCCUACUGAGUUCAGUGGGACCCAAUUUGAAAUAAGUGUGCAUUUUGUAUGAAAUGCAUUGUUUUGUAGCGUGAUAUGCAAUAUAUCUGCUGUUUGACUUAUGGAGCAUGGUUCCACAAUGUUAGUUUACAUGGGAUUCUCCAAUUUUCUUUCUCUUGGGCUGCAUACCCAGGGGAAUAUUCUGGUGUGUAUGCUUUUUAUAUUUUCGAAAGUGAUUGUUUUGAAAUUCAAUAUUCUUGGCUGCUGCUAUCAUAAUAUAUGUUGUUAUUUUGGUUUUUAUCCUGCUUGGUAUCUCUCCCCCCCCCCAACCUUUUUGUUUGAUAAUCGUUUCUCUGUUAGGGACACCAGCAGUUAAAAGUGUAGUGCAAAUAACUCAAGUUUAUCUCUACGAACAGCACUUUUUGAAAUCCUCUAAAAACUCAAACUUCAGCCACUUUUGAAGAUAAGACCCAUUAUUUUCUACAGCUAUAGGCAGAUACUGGCCCAAAUUCUGUCUUGUAAAACCACCCAAACAUGGAGAAGCAGUUGGAAAUAAGAACAGGGUUUGAAGUAUUUUGUAUUCUCAUUUUGCAUCCUCCCUGGGGUCUUGGGAUGAAGGGCAGUAUAAACAAACCAACAAACCUUCUGAAACCAUCAUGACUGUUUGCUGAUCACUGAGUACAGGGCCCUCUUCUUAUGUAUUUAAAGCACAAGCACAUGUCAAACGCAUUGUAGGAUGUAAAUUGAAGAGCUGGCUAGUUGGAGGGCAUGAAGAAUGCAUUGUGAUGCUGCUAUCCUGGCAGAAUGAGGGCAGGGUUCCUUUCUCCUGUGCAGCAAGUGCAGUACAUAGGAAGCUGCCUUAUACUGAUUCAGAUCACAGGUCCACCUAGCUCAGCAUUGGCAGCAGCUCCUCGGGGUUUCAGGCAGAGUUCUCUCCCAUCCCUACCUGGAGAUUGAACCUUCUUGAGACCUUCUGCGUGCAAAAUAAAUGCUCUGCCAUUGAGCUGCAGCCCCUCUCCAACAGGGAGACUUCAGGCAGGUGGGUUUUGAUCUGUGCAUCUCUGUCAGCACUGUGAGAGCAGCCACAUAAAAGCAAGAUACCUUGUUUCUCUGGCAUCAGUCAGCUUUCCAUGCGUUUUAGAGAAUAUGAUCCUUAUUUCUCAAAAGAGUACAUUCAGUAUGCUUAAGGAAUCGAGGAGCAAGAUAUUGGCCUUGUUCCAGUGACUUCGUCCACUACUCCAGUGGGUGCACAGAGCUCCCCUCCUUGUGCAGGUACUUACCUAUUCAUUUCAAUAGAGUGGGCAGCUUGUGGUGUAAAUAUAUGGACCUGCCCUCCCUGCCUCCCGCCAGGUGAGCAGGGCAGCCCAUUUGCUGUGGAGAAGCACUAAAUUACUACGUGCUUAUUCUGUUUGAGGAGUUGGUCUCAUUUGCUCAGUUUUGCAAAUACAUGUGUAAAUAGCAAAUACGUUCCAACGCUAUACACAUUUUAGCAGGGUCUUAAUUUUCCUAGAUUUUCCCAGAAACCUGUAACCUUUUAUCGGCCUGUGUUCUAAGAUCGAUGUAAGAAGGGAAGCCCAGUUUAAACACCCAUUGGGUUUUUUUUAAUGGUGAGCCAUCAAGAAUGUAGCUAUGACAUUGCCGCUUCCCCAAAAUAUUAUUGGAACGUUAUAACUUUAGAUACCUUUCAGAGGUCUGAAAUGUGUAGCUGUUGGUAUAUGAUAAUCUGUAAAGAUCAACUCCCCCCCCCCAAACACACACUUUAAUAAAAUAACAGCUGCCAGUGUUUGUAAUACCAUUUAUACCAACCAACCAUGUAUGGCCUCCACCGUCCCUUCCCCAAAAAGAUACUGCAGAGAUGGGGAAAGUGCAGAAUAAGGCAGCUAAAAUGGUCAAGAACAUUUUCUGCCUUGUGGAACUUUAGGAAAAGAAAAAGGGGUGAUGUGGGACAAGUAAAUUAUGUGUGGCUUGGAAAGACUAGAUGGGUGUGUGUGUCCUUUUGGCUUUGCCUUGGGGACAUUCAGUAAAUUUGGGCACUACCUUAUUUUCGUGUGUGUGUGUGUGUGUGUGUGUGUGUGCGCGCUCUCUCUCUCUCUCUCUCUCUCUCACACACACACACACACCCCUUCAUCAAAAAGAACCAAGGAAAGGAAUUCAAAACGAACCAAAGAAAGAAGUGCGUGGCUGACAUGCAACCCAUAAUUAACUGAUUAAAUUCCCUAUUUUAAAAUGUGGUGAUGGCCAUGGGCAGGUGGCUUCAAGAGGCAGUGGCAGGAGGUGGGGAUUAGUCAGUCUUGAAGGGUGUAGGUCUUUCUACAACCUCCCUGGCUAAAUGGAACCCCUUGUUUCAGCAGUGUUACCUUUUGGGAUUUAGAUUCCUGGGGACAAACUAAAGAAAAAAGGCCUCAUAGCCUCUAUAUGGGUUUCUUGGAGGGUCCAGUGUUAGAGACAGGAUGCCAGACUAGAGCAAUGCUUGGUCCACUGAGGCUUCUCCUAGAUCUUAACCAUACUUUUUGACACUACUCUCUUUUAACUGUUUUUGUCUUACUAUACGAGUCAUUUUUAAAUCAGAACAUAAUUUGGCUUCAGGCGUUUACUGCUGGCUUUGCUUUGAAAUCACUCAUAUCUCUAGUAUUGUGCUGUGCCCCACUCAUACUCCUCUCCUUACAUAAAAUAUUUCUUCUUCUUCUUGCUCUUCAUGGGAUUCAUGGGCUUUAAAGACCAUAAUUUCUUUGGUAAGGUAUCAUCUCAUUUGGGGAACAUUUGCAAGGGCGUUGCAUUGUCUUUGAGCUUUUUCAUGUUCUGCAUCUCUUCUCUGUGUUGUGACACGGCUUUCAGCAUCAAAUAUAGGUAAUUUAAAUUUGUAGUGUAAACUUUAAUUGAUUUUCAAUACUUGUUGUUUUAAUUCAAUUUAUUUUCUGCAAGAGCAGUUAAACAUUGGAUUCUUGGACUGAAAAUAUUUUGCAUUGUUCUUCUGGGCUUCAGAGAGCCUACACUUUAAAAGUCCAGCAGCAAGAUUUAGUUUUGAAAACUGUCGUUUCAGCUAUUAAGUAAUCAGGUGCUUCGAUAAACUCCAAGAACAAUCCUACCUGCAUAGGUUGUUCUUCCAUUUUUAUAUUUUAUUGAAUGUUUGACAGGUGGCUUGUAAACCAUUUUGGAAAUGUUCAUUGAGAAGCAGUAUGCAAUUCUAUUAAAUAAAUGACUGAAUACAUUUCAGUGGAGGAAGCUAAUCUGCGUGCAAGCAGGGCAGUACCUUCCAUUGAAAUUAAUAUGGAGUCCCACUUACAUAGUAGCCCCACAUGAACCUCGGAGCAGCAUACACUAAACUCUGUAUCAGGGUACAUAAGUUUGAGAACUGGCACUUGCACUAGUAAUUUCAAUGUUUUUAAGCUGUUUACUCUGUUCUGUCUUUGAAAGGAAUGGGUCGUGAAGUUGAAAACCUUAUCUUAGAAAAUACACAACUGCUAGAAACCAAGUGAGUAACUUUUUCAGCUGUUGAACAUAGAAUUGCUUCUGCUAAACUUGUUUUAAAAUUGAUCAUGAGACUGGUUGUUGGUUCAUAAAGGAUAUAAUCAAUUAUUCCCAAGGCCCUUGUUCCAUAUAUCUAGGUGACAGAUGUAGGUUAGUUGAUGCUUUAGGUGUUUGCACUAUUUUGAUCUCUAAUGGUUAAUAUAAUUAAUAUAAUAGGCUGUCUAGUCAUGCUGGCCACAUGACCCAGAAAGCUGUCUGUGGACAAUCGCCAGCUCCCUCGGCCUGAAGUGAGAUGACUGCCGCAGCCCCAUAGUCUUCUUUGGCUGGACUUAACCAUCCAGAGGUCUUUUACCUUUUACCUUACAUAUUCCUUUAGUUCAUGAAAGGUACAAAAUUACAAAAAGCACAGGGAAUCUCAGAACAUUAGAGCUUGGGUUUCUUAAGUGUAGCUGACCAUCAAUAGCUUCAGGACAAUCAGAAACAACUCUCCCUCAUUCACUAAUUUGUUUGUUCCCAAGAGCAGUGCUUUUUUUUUCUUUAAAAAUGUUUAGGGGUACUCUCAUUUUCCUACUUGAAAUACUGCCCCUCAGUGAGGCCAAACUUAGAUUCACAAAAUGUUUAGGGGUAUGAGUACCCCCAGAAAAAAGCACUGUCCAAGAGGAUCUGCUUAGAUGUCGCAGAGCUAGACUAGUUUAGGUGAGGCUGACGCUUUUGGGGCGCAGGGUUCACCAACCCUCUGGGGCCACACACAGUUGUGGAUAUGGCCAAAAGAGGGCGUGGCCACUCAACACUCUCACAUGUGCGCAGACACCCACAGGCAUACUGCCCCCCCAGGUGUACAGAUCAGAUAAGGAGGUGGGUUAUUGCCAACCACUGUGUUCACUUACCCAUAAUUUUCACCCUAUAAGACGCACCAAACCAUAAGACGCAACUAGUUUUUGGGGGAGGAAAACAAGGGGGAAAAAAUUCUGAAUCUCAGAAGCCAGAACAACAAGAGGGAUCGCUGCAGCGAAAGCAGCGAUCCCUCUUGCUGUUUUGGCUUCUGGGAUAGCUGCACAGCCUGCAUUCGCUCCAUAAGACGCACACACAUUUCCCCUUACUUUUUAGGAGGGAAAAAGUGAGUCUUAUAGAGCAAAAAAAAUACGGUAAUCAUUUUUGCUGCUGUCAAAUUUAGAGGGGUCCUGGGGGGCAAUAUUAGACACCCCCCAAACUGAGGGUUAGACAACCCUGAGCUAGUCCAAUAUGGCAUAUUAUACUAUUUGCCGAAUAAAAACAAAUGUUGCAAACUAAGUUUUGUGCAAGCUGUUGAAACUGCCGCUGUGAAUAGAAACGGGACACAAAAUAUGAAUCUGGGGCAGCCAGUGCCAACUUAAUGCUGCGGCAAUUGUUCCAUCAGUGCAAACAUUUCAGUUGGCCAGAUGUGGUGAUGCACCCUCCCCAUACUGCUCUGGGGAUUCUCCUGGUGGAAGUUGUAGUGCAGGCUUCCGCUAGUGGGACUCAUUAGUUUAAUACUGCCCAAAGCUAUUUUUGUAAGUGGGAGGAGGGGUAUAACUCUUUGUCGCUUGAAUUCCUAUGAUAGGAUUGAAAUAACGGUAGUAAAAAUAAAUAGAUCAAUUUCUGUGAUACUGGUAAAGGUAAAGGGACCUCUGAUCAUUAAGUCCAGUCGUGACCGACUCUGGGGUUGCGGCGCUCAUCUCGCUUUAUUGGCCGAGGGAGCCGGUGUACAGCUUACGGGUCAUGUGGCCAGCAUGACGAAGCCGCUUCUGGCGAACCAGAGCAGCACACGGAAACACUGUUUACCUUCCCGCCGGAGUGGUACCUAUUUAUCUACUUGCACUUUGACGUGCUUUCGAACUGCUAGGUUGGCAGGAGCAGGGACUGAGCAACGGGAGCUCACCCCAUCGCGGAGAUUCGAACCGCCGACCUUCUGAUCAGCAAGUCCUAGGCUCUGUCGUUUAACCCACAGUGCCACCCGCGUCCCUCAUGUGAUACUGGUAGAAAUGACCUAAUUACAGCUAUCUUUGUUGUCUUCAGAAAUGCCUUGAAUGUGGUGAAGAAUGACUUAAUAGCAAAAGUAGAUGAGCUCACCUGCGAGAAGGAUGUACUGAAAGGAGAGCUGGAAGCUGUAAAACUGGCCAAACAAAAGCUUGAAGAGAAGAACAAGGAAUUGGAAGAAGAACUUAGAAAGUGAGUGUAAUACGCAUGUUUCAUGUACAGCAGAGAAGAUCUUACCAGGGAUUCUGCAACUAACUUCACUGAUAACUCUUGCAUCUUGUUUAGAGCCCGUGCGGAAGCAGAAGAAGCAAGGCAAAAAGCAAAGGAAGAGGAUGAUGUAUGUAAUUGCAUUGGCAGCUUUUUAUCUAAUCCUGUUUCUUAUUUGUGUAACAUUGCUCUUAAAAUACCCUGACCUUUUGAAAGAGCUUUUGAGAAGAAGUGUGCACUUGUCCUUUCUUUAUCUGCUGCAACUCCUUCAGUUGUAGAGUGGACUAUGACAUCUGGGGGAUGCUGAAUUAGUCUGCUUCCUCCACCCCACCCCUCCUUUGGACACCAAGGGGCUGUGAGGGGCCGCUUCCAUUGUUGGCGCUGUUUCUUCCCACCCGUUACUGCACUUUAUAUAUAGCCAUAAACACCUGUAAAUUAUUUCGAAACGACUGUCUUAGGCCCUUAGUGCAGUUCAUUGGUGAUGGAAGAGAAAGUAACUCCUCCUUAAACUGUACAUAAUUUGCUACGUUAAGCAUUCUUGGUUCUCUCCCCCCCCCCCAUGCGCAGAGUGACAUUCCUACUGCUCAGAGAAAGCGAUUCACUCGGGUUGAAAUGGCCCGUGUCCUCAUGGAAAGAAAUCAGUAUAAAGAGCGGCUAAUGGAGCUCCAAGAAGCAGUGCGAUGGACUGAGAUGAUACGGCAAGUGCAGUUUUCUUAUGCUUGUUCAUAGUAUUUUACGGUUAUGGUUGCAAUGCUGGAUAGCUCUCUCUCUCUCUCUCUCUCUCUCUCUCUCUCUCAUAUAAUUGCAGUUGGUUGGACUAAAUAAUCCUUUGGUCCCUUCCAACUGUACCAAUCUGUGAUUCUGUGAAACUGCUGCUAUUAUUGUAUUGCAUUGUGGAGAGUAGAUUAUUUUUAAACAGUAAAAGGGGGCAGGACCAUCAAAGGGGAAGGGCUGUAGCCCUUCUACAUACUUCGCAUGUAGAACAUCCCAGGUUAACUUCCCAAGUAGGGCUGAGAGAGAGUCCUGCCUGAAAGCCUAGAGCAGCGGUUCUCAACCUGUGGGUCCCCAGAUGUUGUUGGACUACAACUCCCACCAUCCCUGAGCUCUGGCCUUGCUAGCUAGGGGUGAUGGGUGUUGCAGUUCAACAACAUCUGGGGACCCACAGGUUGAGAAAGGCUGCCCUAGAGAGUUGCUGCCAGUCAGGGCAGAAAAUAAUGAGCCAGUGUUUCUCAAGCUUGUGUUUCCAGCUGUUAUUGGACUACAACUCGUAUCAUCCCUGACUUCUGGUCCUGUUAGCUAGAGAUGAUGGCAGUUGUAGUCUGGUAACAGCUGGGGACCCAAGUUUGAGAAACACUGAGCUAGAUGGACCAGGCAGCUUCCUACCUUCCCCACCCAUUGCUUAGCUCUUGGCAUUCCAAAGCUGGGCACACAUUUAGUAUCAUAUCUCUGAAUAAAGAGAUGGUGCUUGGCAGACAGACUCCAAGGAGAUGAUCUGCAGCAGUAGGAGGGGCGUAGUGCACCUCUCACUUUGAACUUCUUCCCUAGGCACUCCUGUACUUUUAACAUCUCAUUUGGCUGCCACCUAAUGGCUGGAUGUGAUUGCUGCAGUUUAGUUUUACUACAGAAAGAUAUUUAGACCUCUUUGUGACUAAGUUGACUUGUUUUGCAUGAGCCACAUUCUACCUUGGAGCAGUCCCCGUAUUCCUUGCACAUGCAGCUUUUGCAGCCAUAAUGCUUGGUACUUCCUCUGAUGAAAUUAUUUUGUACACUUGGCUGUUUGGAACUGCUUUCCUAAUGCAUGCAUGAGGUGGACAAAACCGUCAUCGAGCAGUGGAUGAUCUUGUCAGGAACUUAACCUUCUGUAAAAUCGGCAGUGAACAAAAAAGCAGAUUGAAAAGCGCUUGAUGCCCUUACACUGUUUACCCUUCACCAGAUAGACUUCAUCAGAUAUAUGUGUGUGUGUUAUACCCUUCACCAGAUAUAUGUUUGUGUGUUUUUAGGGGAUGAGCGGUCAAAAUAGUAACUUGAAUUUUUAGAAUAUCCAGAUACUAAUUUUGUUGAACAGUAAUCUAACUUCAUGUACAACUAAACCCAGAACAGGUUUAGAGGGCAUGUGGCAGAUAGGAAGAAGUGAAGAAUGGAAAUGUCUUUUUGCUCAAACAGGCCUUGUUCUGCAAACACAUGCCCCACUUAGCACUAUGUUAAAUUGCACCCUGUUUAUUCAGCAAUCCCUCCCUACCCACCUCAUCAAUUUAAUAGUAUUGUAUCUUGCAACCAGACAAGAGCCAUUUGCUACUUUGAUGUGUCGUGCAGAACAUUCUAGGUCAUCCUAUUGCUCAGCUAAUUAGCUUUUGAUUUUUUUCUUCAGGGCAUCACGAGAAAAUCCAGCCAUGCAAGAGAAGAAGAGAUCAAGCCUUUGGCAGUUGUAAGUACUGAAACGCAAUCAGAUGCUGGUAUUAUGCACAAAAGCCUUUUUUGUUUCUUUACUGUGCAAGGAACCAAUAACAACAAACCUAUUUUCUCUUUGCCAUCUAGAAUGCCAACUGGGUAAGACUGACCUUAAAGACAGAUUGUAAGAUGCAUCUUGCAAUGUUGGUUAUGCACUUGGCCAAGAAACAUAACUGCCUUAAUCUAAUUGUGGCAUUAAAAAAAAGAAACCAGAAUUCUGACACAAGAGUGCAGAGUUUUGUUAGCAGCUGUUCUAUGAAUAUGAAAGUAAACUGAAGUUUGGGUAGCUUUUGGUGUGGUUUGCAUAUAAUUUCAAGUACCCCAGAACUUGGUGUGAGAAUUUGUGAAGUGCUAAUUUAUGUUCCUUGUUCUAAACAUAAUUACUGAAGCCAAAUGUGAGAGAGUACUAAAAUUGUGAGAGAUUAAUUAUUGUGUGAUUAAAUAUUAAAAUCUUGUGGAUCCCAGAAGUUAUUUUAUUUAAUACUUUUUUGCGGUUUAAGAUUUAAUAGAAAUCUUUGGGCUCCUGUCUAAAUAGUAGUGAAUCUGCAGGACUUGGCUGUGAGGGUGCUGGAUUCUUGUGGGAUUGUGUUUCUUUUACCUUUAUUGUAGUUCAUAUUCUGAACUGAAACCAAUCUUGUCCAUCCCUGCCUUUUGCUGUGGGGAAACAGAAUAGUACAUUGAAGUUAUGGAUCCUCUAGAUCUGGACUCAUAGUCUGGUAGUCUAGUAAACUUGUACUCUGUGGCAUACGCAUGAUAUACACAAAGAUAUUUAGGUUAUAGGAAAUGCUUUGGGCAAACCACCUGCAAUCCUUACAGCAAUCUUGUAGGCUAUGCCAGAUUUAUCUCCCUGUUAUAAAUAAUGGUGAGAUGGAGGCAGCAUCCUGCCUAAGGAACAUUUACCAAGCUCCGUGAUGAGUUGUGUGACUUACAGAGCAAAGCUCAUGCUUUUAAUCACUAUGGCACAUCAACUCAGAUAAUGAUCAAACUGCUUGUGUGCCUGUAAGUUUUGGGGAAACUGUGCAGUUUAUCAAUGCUUCAGAGCCUGAAUUACUGAGUGGUGUUGCCUAUGGUGGCCUUAACUAUCUCGGGUCUAGAAAUUUGCUAUACAGAUAGAGAAGCAUUUCAGAUUUUCAGGUGCAGGAGUCCAACCCACCCUGGGACCUCAGGAUGAAGGGCAGGCAAUAAAAAGAUGGAAAUAAAAGUAAAUACGUGAAAAUAAAAAUAGAAGCCAGCAUUACUUUUUUUUUUGCACCAGCCCUGUAUGUAUAUAGAAAGCUGUUUUUAACACCACAUUUUCAGACACCAGAGCAUUUUCUAGCCCCUGGGUAAAUACCAAGUCUUUAUCUUCAUUCUUGGCUUGGAUGUGCAUGGAAUAGUUAUUAUGAGUGUUGCAAGCGUAAUGCUGCUGUUCUGAUGGUGUGAGCUGUGUGGGACAGUUAAUGGCUGCUGUGUUUGGGCCCAUUCCUUUCUUACUACGUUUCCUUACUCAUUGCUGUACAUUUGAAGCCAGUUUGGCUUUUGGGUGUGUCUGUGUACUCACAUGCUUCUACUUUUUUUUUUUGUGGUCUCCAGUUUUAGCAGACUAUUCAGCUCAUCAGGCAAUACUGCUAAGAAACCAGAACCACCAGUUAAUGUUAAGUACAAUGCUCCAACCUCCCACAUUACUCCAUCAGUCAAGAAAAGAAGCAGCACUUUAUCCCAGUUACCCAGUGACAAAUCAAAAGCCUUCGAUUUCCUCAGUGAAGAGUAAGACUUGCUUUGCUUAUACAGACUAAAAGUAUGUCAGCAGUAUAGAAUUAUUUGAAUUUAUCAGCAAUGCCAGCAUGUAUUGUAGUAGAAAUAUCAAAACCCAGGGUUUAGGUUGAGCAAACCUUGAAGUAUUGGAAUAACAGGUGGCAGCUGUUGGAUUUUUAUGGACAAAAAGAAGACUGUGUGCAUAAAUGUGGUAGCCUCUGUUGCAUAACAAUUACAACAAUUUAUUCAACUUAUUAUAUUAUUAUGCUUGGGGGCUGCAUAACUAGUUAGCCUGCCAUGCCAGAAUCUUGCUUGUUCUCAGAAAUAACCUCGCCUAUAUUUAUCUAGUUAUCUGGUCCAAUACCCUUGUCCCUUUAUGAUACUUCUGUGUAAAAUAACCCAUGAUAUCCAUACAGCACACACUAAUGUGGCAUGUUGCCUUUGGGGAUGGGUAUACCUUAAGUAUAAUGCCCUUUACUGCCUUACUUGAACUAAUUUAACAUGUGCUUAAAAUCCCUCAGUGCCUUUCAGCACCGACUUUCAUUUCCUCAACAGUGUUUCCAUUCACAGUGCUCAGUUUGAAUGUUUUGCCCAGGUAGAGCUUUUGUUAACUGUGUUUGCAAAGUUAGCAUGAAUCAGAGGACGUAGGCCCAGAAACGCAUGUCACCGGUGCUCUGAUGUAUCUGUGGCUGGCUCCUCCUGGCACAGUGAAAGGUGCUAUAAUCUAUGCAGCUCUAAAUGGUUUAGGACCAGAGUAGUUCAGGGACAGUUUCCUCCCAUGGUACCCCAUUAGGAACCCCAUGAUCUUAUUAGACCAAAUGAGCCAAGAGAGAACUGAACUGGGACAUUUGAAAAGUUUGCCAGGAUAUGCACAACCUCCUAACAACUUUUGAAACCGCAAAAAAGUAGCCCAGCUUAGUUUCAACAAAUAUUUCCGCAAGCAAAAGGAUGUGGUUGUGGGGUGAACUGGGGGGCAGGAAAGGGCUGUUUUCCUCUCCCAUCAUAAAACUACACCGAAAAAUACCAGCCAGUUCUAUACUAACUGAAGCCUCCAUACAGUUUUGGGAGGCACCUUCAUGUAGAAAACAUUAUAGUAGUCUAUCCUUUAGAUAACAGAAGUCUGAAUCAGCAUUGCCAAGUCCUCAUCAAAUAAAAGUGUUGCUGUCCUCUCUUCAGAGAUUGGUGGAAGGCAUCCUGGGUUUCCAGGUGUAACCAGAAGCCUCUUAAGGCUGUUAAUGUGAGAGAUGAAGGGGUGGAAUGGAAAAUCCUCUCCAUGAUUAGAAUUCCCAAAUCCUCAGGUCAUAUGGCCUGAUUGUUACAUUAGAGAACCCCCCUUGGGUGGAAUGCAGAAUAUGGGUAAUUUAAAAAGACCUUCAAAUUACAGCUUUCCACCAUACCAGUUUGGUCGCAGCGUUAGACGUUGCUUCCCCCUCUUCAUCCAAAUAUGUUACCAGAUGCAGACUUCAGCAGCAGGUCGUGUCAGAGAGCCAUGCUGCCCUAAAAACCUUAGAAGCAUUGUGCUGACAGUUUCUCACUGAGAGAAAAAAGCAAGUACCUUGAAGGAAGUAGGGUGUCCGGGGAGCAAUACAGAUUUCACUUGCGUAUUAACUUUGAAGAACCUCUUCUGCCACCCCCUACAUAACUUUGAAAGGUUUUAUUUGGGCUAAUGGGGAUUGGAAGGUAUAGAGGAACUUGGAAUUAAAAAAAAAAGUGUCCUUCCCUUUUGCCAAGGUCUGAGGCCAGUCUUGCCUCACGUAGAGAGCAGAAGAGAGAACAGUACCGCCAAGUGAAAGCCCAUGUUCAGAAGGAAGACGGUAGAGUGCAAGCUUUUGGUUGGAGCCUUCCUCAGAAAUAUAAACAGGUAUUGUGUUAUCAACUGUUCAUCCCUGUUCAUGUGUUUUAGUUUGGGGAUAUUGUGGUGGCAGGUCACCAAAGGCAUUUUCAUUUUCAGCAAGGUGGGAAACCUGUAACCCUCCAGAUUCCAUCAACCUCAGCCAAAACAUGGAGCUAUUUAAAUACCUGUGCAGAGAUUAUAAUGCCUACAAAUUGCCAUAUGGAAUUAUUAUUAUUAAUUAAAUUUCUAUGCCAUACUUCAUUUGAGGAUCACAGGACAGUUUACAGUAUAAAAACGCAAAAAUGCAUACUAUAGAAAGGAAGAAAAACAAUACACACAAACACACACACACCAGUUUUAAAGGCCAUAGAUUGUUUAAUUAGCCAAGGCCUGGGAGAAGAGGAAUGUUUUUGCCUGAUGCCUAAAUACAUGUAAUGAAGGCACCACACAAGAAUAAUACCCUGACAAAGCUAAAUCACAAUUGACAAUUAAAAACAGCAAAUUUGGGGCACUUUAAAGACUAGCAACUUUAUUGUGGCACAAGCUUUUGCGGGUGACAACAAUGUUAAGAGUGGUCAUUCAUAAAAAUUAAAAAGAUGAUAAAAACACAGGCAUCCUGGUAUUGGUAAACCAAGUAACAAAUGUAGAGUGAUAAAAAUCAUUUAUCUCCACAAGUUGAUAGCGUUGAACCUCUCAUCAGUUUCACAUUGCAGUCUUCCUUUAAAACCAAGUAUUAUAUAAAGCCACCUUACAGCUUCACAGAAAACUAAAGCAUCCUUGAAAGGUUUAGAAAGGAUUUUAAAAGCCUAGCAAAAUGAAGGCAGGAUUAACAUAGUGCAGGUAUGGGACUGAGCAAAGCAGUUUAGCUCUGCAUUUUGAAAUUACAGGGCUGCUGCUGAAAGGAGACCUAAAACAAGGGAACUCUAAGCAGGGUCCCAUCUGAACUCAGGAACCUGCAUGUUGCACAAAGGAUUUCUGGUUAAUAGUUGAAGGCAAUUCCUUUGUGGUAAUCACAAAGCGUUGGUGAUCUGUGGAGCUAUCAUGUUUACUUGUAAAACAUGUAAAACAUGAAACUUUCUUAAUCCUUCUUAUUAAAAGGCAGAAUUUUCCCAUUUAAACACAAAUGCUGCUGUUCAGAAAGAACAACUAGCAAUAAAAGGUCACUGAGCUGUGGGAAGAGUGGGGUGGCUUUGUGUUCAAACCUCUUUGUAAUGGAAUGUUGUUACUGCACAUUUUUCUGAAGUUUGAGAACAUGUGUGCUACCUUGCAUAUUUUUAUGGGAAAUGUUUCAAGGUCUUAAACCAUGGGUAGGCAAACUAAGGCCUGGGGGCCGGAUCCGGCCCAAUCACCUUCUAAAUCCGGCCUGCGGACGGUCCAGGAAUCAGCAUGUUUUUAUAUGAGUAGAAUGUGACCUUUUAUUUAAAAUGCAUCUCUGGGUUAUUUGUGGGGCCUGCCUGGUGUUUUUACAUGAGUAGAAUGUGUGCUUUAUUUAAAAUGCAUCUCUGGGUUAUUUGUGGGGCAUAAGAAUUAGUUCAUUCCCCCCCCCAAAAAAAUAUAGUCCACCCCCACAAGGUCUGAGGGGCAGUGGACUGGCCCCCUGCUGAAAAAGUUUGCUGACCCCUGUCUUAAACUAUGAUCUGCAUAGAUAAGUAUAGCUUUAACCCCAUCCCAUUCUUUGUGCAUAAGGCUUUGUUUAUUUUACACUCCUCCCCCCCCCUUUUUAUAUUAGCUGCUGAGAAGUGCCUCUUAGCUAAUCUGGCAAGAUAGACUUUUAAAAUUACAAUACUGCCCCCCUCUGGCUUUGAUCUCACUAGUGUAUGACUUUAAAAUGAGUGGAUCUAUGAUUGUUCUUCCCAGACAGUCUAAUAUUCUGGUCAUCUUGCCAAACCUAUCAAAUUCUGAUAUGGGCUUGUGACAAGCUGGUCUGUAAGAUGCCAGAAACGUUUUGAAGCAAAGUAAAUAUUUCUUUCUCACUUUUUAGGUUGUAAAUGGUGGUGGCCAGGGUGAUAACAAAAUGAAGAACUUACCUGUGCCUGUUUACCUAAGGCCACUCGAUGAAAAGGAUACAUCCAUGAAGGUACACCUGUCUUCCUUUUUCUCCAGUUCCCUCUUUUCAAAUAAAGAAUGCACCAGUAGUGAUUUUCAGAUGAGGCCUAAUUCUGCACGAGCAAGUUAUAUGCUUGUUAGGUUCUGAGCAACGCCUAGUUUAAUUUAAAUUCUAGGUGCUUAAUAAAUCCUUUUGAGAAACUCUGGUUUUUAAAUAUUGUCAUAUUGUUAUUUCCCUAAAAGCAUAAUGUAUGAUAGGGUGCAACAAAUGUUUGCUGUCUUUUUACGUCUUAUAAAAAGAAAUGAUAACCAGGUUUUCCCAGUGGGUUUUUAUAAAGUUCACUUGUUGUUUUGUAGCUUUGGUGUGCUGUAGGAGUUAAUUUAUCAGGAGGGAAGACAAGAGAUGGCGGUUCAGUGGUUGGUGCCAGUGUGUUCUACAAUGAUGUGACGACUCUAGAUGCAGAGAGCAACAAACAGAGGAGCGCAUCACAGAGUAGCUUGGAUAGAUUAGAUCAAGAACUCAAGGUAAGGUCAGAGGUAUUAUCAAAAUGUGAAACUCUUUGCAAAUCUAUUAACAUUUCAAGAAAAUAGAAAACUUCAAUAUUGUGUUCAUAAUUCAAUAAUUACGGCAUGAUUGGUUCAAAAACAUUUUGGUGCCUGCUCAUGAACAAGAACCAGUGUUUGCUUGCUAGUUCACUAAUCUUCAUUAGACCCCAGAUUUCCAUGGAAAAUAAUUCAUUUGCUUUUACAUUUGCAUUUUGUAUUGUAUCCAUCCAUCUAGGUCUAGGUUCCACUAGUUGCUUCUUGGUUCCAAAGUUUUUAUAGAGGCCAGGUGGAGCAUUUGGAGAAGACAAAAAAAUCUAGUUCCACAAGACCAACAUGUUUAUGGCGUGACAGAAAACUUGCCUGUUUGGUUUAGUUCAUGAAAGUGUAUUUUGCAUAGCUAUGAAAAUAAUGUGGGGGAGUUUGUGUGUAAAACUACCUGCAACACUGGUAUUUAGUAAUUCUGGUUGCUUAUUCGUCUGCAUUUGUAGAAAAUGCACGUAGGAAUUCAUAAUGUGAUUCUCUCCCACCCCCCACCAAAUAAAAAUGAGGUUGAACUAGUAAACUCUAAAAUGACACUGUGACCCAGUUGGCUAAGCCCACUGAUGGCUUCAGACGAUCAGGCAAACAUGAGGGUUUCCUAGCAGAGAAUAUUGUGGCUGUAGUGCUCCUCCCACCAUCCUGCUGGUGCCUUGCUUCCCAGGGCUAAACCAGGGAGGAGGAGGAGGAGUUUGGAUUUGAUAUCCUGCUUUAUCACUACCCAAAGGAGUCUCAAAGCGGCUAACAUUCUCCUUUCCCUUCCUUCCCCACAACAAACACUCUGUGAGGUGAGUGAGGCUGAGAGACUUCAGAGAAGUGUGACUGGCCCAAGGUCACCCAGCAGCUGCAUGUGGAGGAGCGGAGACGCAAACCCGGUUCCCCAGAUUACGAGACUACCGCUCUUAACCACUACACCACACUGGGAUUGUUUUGAUCAUUGCAAGGCUAGUUGUCUCACUUCAGACAAACUACAAACUGUAACCGAGGCUUGUUCUUGGUUGUGGGCAGUUUGUUUGAUGGAAAGCAGUUGUCAGCCUGGGUUUGGACAUAACCUUGGCAGGAUCAUGGCAUAGCUCUGGCUAGCGCAGUAGAACCAGGGGAAGAGUUCAGUAGUCUUAAUCUUCUUUCUGGGAAUCCCACACCUUUGCUCAUUCACACUAAUACAUGGUUUAGGUGAGUGUUAUAUGCAAACUAGGCCUGCAUAUUGUGUAAUGUUUACAUUGGUUGGUACUGGUUUCUGCCUACACAGGACCAGCAGAAAGAGCUGAGAAACCAGGAAGAAUUGUCAAGCCUUGUGUGGAUCUGUACUAGCACCCACUCUGCUACAAAAGUCAUCAUUGUAGAUGCUAACCAGCCAGGAAACAUCCUCGACAGUUUCAUUGUUUGUAAUUCUCAUGUGCUUUGUAUAGCUAGCGUACCAGGUAAGAGACUCAGGUGAGGGGGGCAAUUACUUGAGUUAACGUGGGUUUGCUUCUGUCUGUUUUGGAACUGCUGUUAAAAUUCAGCUGGGCAGUAAGCCUUUUUCAGGUAGUCAUAAUGUGUGUAAAUUGGCCAGUAAUCUUCAAGUCAAUUCAGCUUUUGCUAUGGAUUGUUACUGAACAACCUGAUUUGUUCAAAAUGUGGCUAAGCCAUGAUUUGUUUCACUUCCAACUUUUUUUGUACAUCCAUACCCACUUUUUUUGUACAUCAGACAAAACAAACUGCAACGACUUCGCAAUAAUCUGUAAGGUUAAGCCUGGUUUCUUUAACCAACUAUAGUUAAACAAAUGUGCAUUACCUGCAAGCACAACCAAGGAGUAACUUGCUAUGUAAAGUGUGAAAGCCCUCCGUUUAAUGUCUGAGGGUAGACUAUAACAUAGUGCUAAGUCCUGUGUUCUGUCAGCACCAGAAUUUCUGCUUGUGCAAUGGAGCAUUCUCCCCUAUCCCCCUAAACCAGUUUUAGGCUUCACCCAACCCUCAGGAGCAGAUUUGGAGAGGGUGUGGGGGAGGAGGGGGGACGUCUGGUUGCGUAAGUGGAAAUCCUUAUAGCAUAGCUUAAUAAUAAUAAUAAUAAUAAUAAUAAUAAUUGUACCCCACCCUCCCCAGCUGGGCUCCGAGCAGCUAACAUCAUAUAAAUAAUACAAUAUGCAUAAAAAUAAUCAAUCAAUCUUGCCCUGUAUUUUUAAAAGAAGCUAAUAAUUGCUGCUAUAGGGUAGACAAAUAUAUACUUAAUUUACAUUAUUUAGUUUAGAGCUAUUACAUUGUGUUAUAUACAGAGUCUUUUAUCUGUACCUGUGUCUGAAGCCCUAACUCCAUUAAAGCAGUGCUGUAAAUUCUUCCUAAGAAGCUUAUAUGAAAAGGUUUUAGUCAUGUCAUCGCUGCACCAACAAUUAAAACCUUUGCUGUCAGAAAUGCUUCUUUGUUUUGGCUGUUCAAAACAAGUAGAAUCCUAGUAACUAGACAAGUUCAACAAGUAUGUUUUAGGAACUCUCCCUUUUAUUUCUGAACACUAAGAAUUAAUUGCUUUGUUUGUACCUUUUACAUCAUAGCAACCAUACAUAUAACAAUUCCCUCUUCUUAAUGCCUGUUUUCAAAUCUACUUCUGACUCGUUCUUAUAUUUCACUGAAAUCUGGUGGGUAAGCUAUGUGAUGGCAUGCAUUAGCUUUGAUAGAUUUUGUGUUAUGAUACACACGAUAGCAAAUUGCACAUAUUUUAUGAAAAUCACCAACCCGCAAAGGGUACUGAAAAGUUAACUAUCCAAGGUACUGAAUGAAACCUUACAUUUUUGUUUCAGGAGCCCGCGAAACUGACUAUCCUACAGGAGAAGAAGGGUCACAAGAACUGGACUCUGGUCUGGUGGACAAAUCAUCCUUGUCUGGCAGUAUGAAUAGCAACAGCUCAGCAGAAACAGACAGUCUUUUAGGAGGAAUCACAGUAGUUGGUUGUACAGCAGAGGGUAUUACAGGCCCUUCUGCUGCCCACAGUGCCAAUGGUGCCUCCCCCGAGACAAAUAAACAGCCAGGUAUGAAAACAUUCACAAUUUUUAUUCAAAAUGUAGUUUGUUGCAGCAUGGAAAAUUGUUGAGUUAUCGCAUUUUAAAAUGGGAGCAAAAACUUUCAGAUCUCCUUGCAGGGAGGAAAGAUGGUUUACCAGAGGGAGAGUGACCAAGCGUGAAGCUCUUUCACAUAAUGCUUUUAUCGUAUAGUUUAGUGUUGCAUCCAAACAUGGCCUGUUUGUCCGAAGGAGAAGCCUUGCACUUCUUCUAAGUGAUAAUCACAGGGUUAAUUAUAAUUGAGCUUCUUCACACCUCCAUCUAUCCAUCCAUCCAGGGGAUGUAAAAGUAUAUAAUUAGUAGCAGACAACAUGCUUGUAGUCCAUUUGAGUUUAUUAAUGCAACAUGCUGAUUUGUUACAGAAGAAAGUGUGUUCUUUGUAGCAGGGAUGGAGUAUACAUAAUACAAUGAUGCCGCUUAGCAAACAGACUUGACACAGACUAAUUCUGCCUCUUGACCGUUCUAUAUACAGUGAGGGGGGAAAGUAUUUGAUCCCCUGCUAAGUUUGCCCAUUUGCCCUCUGAUGAAGAAAUGACCAGUCCAUAAUUUUAAUGGUAGGUUUAUUGUAGCUGUGAGAGACAGAAUAACAACAAAAAAGCCCCAGAAACCCAAAACGUCAGAGAUUGAUCUGCAUUAUGAUGAGUGAAAUAAGUAUUAGAUCCCCUAUCAACCAGCCAGAUGUCACUGUACAUCACCUUAUCUUCUCAGUUUAGAUAUGUCUCUCCUGCAUAAAAAAACAAAAAGGAACGUAGAAAGAAUCAAAGGAGUGACUCAUUAGGGCACACAUUUUCAUGCAUGCUUUCUUGUAGUAAGGAACUGAGUGACCUAUAACUGAAAAAUGUACCUUAGACGUUUCAGCUGAGAAUGAUGCAGUGGACGAGAACAUUCAGACGGCAGAGGAAGCGACCGAGGCGACAGAAGUCAAUGCUGACUCAGGAGAAGAAGCUGCAGAUAUUGCACAAACUGGAGUCUACACAGAACAUGUCUUCACAGAUCCUUUGGGAGUUCAGGAUACCGUAGAGGGUUCUCCAGCAUUUCAGCCUAGGUAUGCCCCCCUUUGCACGAACAGAAAAGGAGUAGUAAAGGCAGAAAGAGAUUAUACUGCAUUUCUAAUGACAAAUGUGUUAACAUCUUGUGGUACUGAGCUCCCAAAUUUAAAUUGGAAUUGCUAGAAUGUGCAGACUAAGUAAAAGAGUAUUGAAACAAGCCUAGUGUACUUUGAACAACCUUUUCAUAUUUUAACCAUUUGACUUUCCCCUUCCUCUCAGCAACGAGUCAGAUUUGUAUAAGGAUGUUGCUGUAUUGCCAAAUGAGCAGGAUCUCGUGAGAGAAGAAGCACAGAAAAUGAGCAGCCUUUUGCCAACAAUGUGGCUUGGAGCCCAGAAUGGAUGGUAAACCAAGAACCUCAAUUCCAAACUAUUUCACUAAUAGAAAUGUGUCUAGUGAUCAGUUCAGUUUUUUCCUUUUCUGAGACUGGUAAAUAAUCUCUCUUUUUUUUUAAAAAAAAAAUGAAACCUCAACCUUGAAAUUUGCUCUGAAUUACAGAUUCAGGUGAGAUUUUUAAACAAUUAACACCGAUGAUUGACUAAGCCCCAAUUAAUCUUGUCACCCAGUCAUCUGCAUAUUCAGUCAGUGAUGUGAGACCCAGCCAAGUAACUUAAAGCUGACACUUGAAAGUGGGAGGUUAGAUAAGAGGUUCUGCUGUUACAGUAUUGCACCUUUGUUUUAAUAAGUAAAGUUUUAUAGCCCACCCUUAAGCAAGAGUACUGUUGGGUCAGCUAACAAUAAUAAUAAUAAAAAACAAUACAGUCAUACCUCAUGUUACAUUUGCUUCAGGUUGAACGUUUUCAGGUUGCAUCCUGCGGCGACCCAGAAGUACCGGAAAGGGUUACUUCCGGGUUUCGCCGCUCGCGCAUGCACAGACGCACAAAAUAACGUCAUGCGCACGCACAGAAGUGGCGAUUCACGACACACGUAGAUGUAGGUUGCAUUCUGCUCAUGUUGAGAAUGGGCCUCUGGAAUGGAUCCUGUUCGCACCAGAGGUACCACUGUAGUUAUACAGAAGAUUUAAAAGCAGAGCAGCAGCUAAAACCAAUUUCUGGUAAAAGAAGGCAGGGGGAACUUAAAAAACAGUCCUCCACUCUAUGAUUUACAUUUCUGUCCCACCAUUCCCCCCAAAGGAGUCCAGUGAACCUGCCUAAGGAGAGCAUUCAGUAAAUUAGAGCACCACUGUCAGAAAGGCGAUUUUCUUGGGUUGCUACCUGCAUAACUUUUGACAGGAAGCACUCGGAGAAGGGCCCCCGGCAACAGUCUUAAAGCAUGGUGGAUAUUUACUGUUGCCUGUCUCAUCCCUGCCUCCCUCCAAAAGCCCAGGAAAGAAGGCUUUGCUGCAAGCCUAAUUGCAACAGGGAUAGGAUGGUUUUGGAGGUUAGCUCUCCCCUAGCUAGCUGUGAUACACACCCCUGCCGCCACCCCCUGUUGAAAAUGUCCCUGCCACAAGUAGACUUGAAAUAAACCUUCUUCUUGGCACUUUGUCCCAUUCCCUGCUGCAGUUAGAUUCGGAAAUUGAUUCCAAUUAAAGGCUUUGUUCAAGUCUAAUUGUAGUGUGAGAGGGAAUGAAUGUAAGAGGGAGGGAGGGUUGGAGAGAGAGAUCUUUCAGGAAGAUCGCACCACUUCCAUCCUGUUAGGCAUGAAAAAAGCUAAAGCAUUUUUGUCCAGCCCUAAUUGCUGAUGGCAGGGGCUAAUGCGCAUGUGGUGCCCACAACAAUUUAUCAAGUUCCCAAAUGUGCCCGCUAUGUCAAAAGGGUUUGUGGCCUCAGUAAAGGUCUUUAAAGGUAAGCACUAGCAUUUUGAAUUAAAUGAUCCAUUAGCUACUGACAGCAAGUUUAGAUUCCUGAAAAGGGCACCAGCAAAGCUGAACAGAAUUAAGCUACUGAAAUAACCUAAUUCAGGCUGGGCAAAGCAAUAUUGUUUAAGCCAACUUGUGAUUUAUUUACUUUUAAGCUAACAGCUAUAAACAAUACUGCCAUUUUUAAAUGCUAAUAUGGAUUUUGGAAUAUUGGAUUUUUAAUUAAUCUGACUUUAUCGUUGCAGCUUAUAUGUUCAUUCUUCAGUGGCUCAGUGGAGAAAAUGUGUUCAUGCAAUUAAACUUAAAGAUUCUAUACUCAGUAUAGUGUAAGUUUCUAUAAAAUUAAUUUUCCCCCCAUAAUGAUAUUCACAUUUCUGUAGUUUAAAAUGGAGUUAGCCGAGUAGAAAAUAAUUACACUAAAAAUAGCUUCUGUGAAAUGCUAGUUCAGAAAAGUUUUGGGUUUUUUUGGAGGGGGGUUUGAAGAAGAGAAUGGCACGUUGGGAAUUGUCAGCAAGAAAAUAGAAAGUGAUGUAUUUGUUGGCAAUCAUAAAGCUGUCAUUGAUGAUCCUUCAAGGAAUGUUUGUAGCUGGGAUGUCACACCCACUGAAAGCUAGGAGGGAAAAGUGUGCAAGCAAAUUUUCCCACAGUCUUUAAGUAAUAUUGCUGGUUUAGCAGGACAGUCUAUGAGCAGACAUAGAUUCACAAAAAUCUAUCUUCCCACAUCACAAGCAUGAAAUGUUGCUGUGGGAGUCCCCCCCCCCAAAAAAAAAUUACUGAUACCUGUUCCAGGGUAUGUCCUGUGUGAUCCUACAUUGCAUGAGCAUGUGGUUUGGUUUUUGUUUGUUUGUUGAUCUCCUUCAGUGGUUUGUACCAUAGUGUAAGCUUGGGGAGGAAGGUGCUUUUGUAGUGGCCAAGCGUAUUGUCUUAUAAAAUAGGAAACUCAGUAAAUCUUCUCCUGCUCUGAAAUAGUUUACUGAGGUUCUUUGGGGCUUGGUUAAGAGAUAAAACAAUUGCUUAAAAGACCAUGAAUAAAUUUGAUACAGUAUUAUUACCAUGUCUUUGUAUGCUAAUUAUGAUAACAAUUUCAGUUGAGUCUCAUUUAUAUGUGAAGUUUAGACAGAUGGCAUGCACUGAUCGCCUGUUAGGGGUGGGAGAGGGUGCCAACAUAGGAUGUGUUUGCUUUUGUGUGUAGUGUUGACAGGGCUUUUAAUGAGCACAACAAUCAAUUACUAUGGUCAGAGUUUCCUCAUAAUAUACAUUUUGCCUUUCUUUCUUUUCUAGACACGUAAAAGGAAUAGUAUUAGUUGCACUAGCAGAUGGAACUUUAGCAAUAUUUCACAGAGGAGUAGGUAAGCUUUCUAUUUAUACACCCUAGAACUGUCACAUAUUUAUAUGUCUGGUCUGCUUCUAAAAUGUGGAUACAUUGCAGACCUUUACAGAUCAUCUGCUCAGUGGGAAAUCUUGUAAUUCUUGGGAUAAUAUUGACCAAAAAAUGAAGUCCUCCAUUAUUAUUACUACUAUUACUACUACUACUACAGUGGUGCCUCGCAAGACGAAAAGAAUCCAUUCUGGGAGUCUCUUCGCCUAGCGGUUUUUUCGUCUUGCGAAGCAAGCCCAUUGACGGGAUUAGCGGAUUAGCGCUAUUAGCGCUAUUAGCGGCUUUAGCGGCUUUAGCGGCUUUUAGCAGCUUAUCAGCUUAUCAGAUAAGCAGAUAAGCGGCUUAGCGACUUAGAAAAAGGAGGGGGGAAAGGAAAAAAUAUAGCCCAGGAACUCGCAAGACAUUUUCGUCUUGCGAAGCAAGCCCAUUGCAGAUUCGUUUUGCGAGGCACCUCCAAAACGGAAAACUCUUUCGUCUAGCGAGUUUUCCGUCUUGCGAGGCAUUCGUCUUGCGGGGCACCACUGUAUUACUAUUACCACCACCAUCAUCAUCAUCAUCACCAUCAAUUUAUUUAUUUCUACCCCACCCUUUUCUCUGAUGGGACUCAAUGUAGCUUUAUUCCAUCUCCAAGUAGUAUAAAGAGUCAUCAAGAAUGUUGACUUCCCUCUCUCUUCCCUGGAGAGCCAGUGUGGUGUAGUGGUUAAGAGCGGUGGACUCGUAAUCUGGGGAACCGGGUUUGCGUCUCCGCUGCUCCACAUGCAGCUGCUGGGUGACCUUGGACCAGUCACACUUCUUUGAAGUCUCUCAGCCCCACUCACCUCACAGAGUGUUUGUUGUGGGGGAGGAAGGGAAAGGAGAAUGUUAGCCGCUUUGAGACUCCUGAAGGGGAGUGAAAGGCGGGAUAUCAAAUCCAAACUCCUCUUCUUCUUCUUCCCAUUCAUCUCUGUUCCCCUUAAAAUAUGCGGCUUCAUUGCGGGCUUCUUACUUGCAGUCCUUUGGGUAGCCUGGUGCUGUUUUCACUGCUGUCCUGUGCAUGAGCAAUGGAUGGGUAGAGGCUCAUUUGCCUGUGUGUAGCAUCCUUUUAGGAACUGAUGCGCCGUAGAGCAUGUUGAGGAUACCUAAAUGUGAAGGUAUCUCUUUUGCUUGUUUGUGUUCAAAUAGAUCUGAACUAUUGCCUUAUGUACAAGUCAGUGUGUCAUGAUUUCUAAACAUCCACUUUCUGUGGGUGGUAUUGCUGUUUUGGGUUUAUUUUGCCUAUCAGAGCACUUGAAUGCCUAUAAAGAAUACGCCACAUAACUUAAAUGAGUAUUCCUUGAAUGUAAGGCAUGGGUGUCUGGGCAUUUAUUCUUUGUCACCCUUCCUGCGUUUGGUGCUACCCAGAUGUUUUUGCGCUACAACUUCUAUCUGCCACAGUCAGCAUGGCUAGCGGUCAGAAUUGAAGGAAGUUGUGACCUGAAACAUCUUAAGGGCAGGUUGACAGAGGCUUCUUUAUGCCAUUAUGGAUUUUAUCUGUUCCCUAUAAAGUUAUGGAUUUGAAUAAUGGAAAAUAAGUGAAUAGAAAUGUAGUAGUAUACAUAUUUUAGUCAUGUACACAAAUUAACAUUUGCAGACAAGGUUUGCUCAUCCCCUUAAUAAUUUCUUCUUCCUCUUCUUCUUCUUCUUCUUCAGAUGGGCAAUGGGACUUGACAAACUAUCACCUUCUAGAUUUGGGCCGACCUCACCAUUCAAUCCGGUGUAUGACUGUGGUACACGAUAAAGUCUGGUGCGGCUACAGAAACAAAAUUUAUGUGGUUCAGCCAAAAGCCAUGAAAAUAGAGGCAAGUUAAAGCAGCCAUUUAAAAUUGGUGAAUAAUCAGGGAGAACUCAUUUAGAAGAAAGGAGGUUAAGUAGGAAAUGAGAUUAUAUGGCAUAAAGAGAACAUCUAUGAAGGCCAAGCAAGCAGGAUCAUAAGUUAUACAUGACCAUAAAUAUGUGAAAAAUCACUGUCAGAAAAUAGCCAUUAGUAAAUAUUGCUAAUUCAGUAGAUUUACCUUUGAUCCAUUGGAGGAAAUCACAGGGGGCUCACAGGAUCAAUUUUUUUUAAAAAAAGCAGAUUUUAGAGCACUGAUGCAUACUAAACAAAAGAGCCAUUGCUGAUCCUCUCUUAACAGUGUUACUGAGAGAGGGGGGGAAAGAUGUGAUCUUAUUUUAUCUUAGUAAUGUGUAAACUGGAGGCAUUGGAGAAUUAUUUUAUUAUGCAUUCCUUAAUUAAACUAUAAUUCAUUUCAGAAAUCGUUUGAUGCACACCCAAGGAAGGAGAGCCAAGUGAGACAGCUGGCCUGGGUGGGAGAUGGAGUGUGGGUAUCAAUCCGUUUAGAUUCCACACUCCGCCUUUAUCAUGCUCACACUUACCAGCAUCUACAAGAUGUUGACAUCGAACCCUAUGUAAGCAAAAUGCUAGGUAAGUCAUUGGCCUGAAUUGGACAAGUCACCUUCUUGUACAAAUGAAAAGACAUGGAUGAAUAAUGUUGCUGCCUGAACACCCUACAAAUUACUGCAUAGUGAUGGCAUGUAGUUCUAGUUGCACUACAAAUAGUAGUAAGGUCUUGUGUGUAAUUUCCUCUAAGGAAAACGUGAGGUGUGAGGCCUUCAAGGGCAUAACGGGGAGGCACUAAGAAGACCAUUGACUACAGUGUCAACAGAGUUUAAGGUCCCUUAUUUUGUCCUUCGAAAUGAGAAAACAGUCUCCUUGGGAAAAGAGAAGAAUAGGAAAUGUUAGGCGCAAUUUUUCAUGGGGCAAAAUAAGUUGAACUUUACUAUACAGUGGUACCUCGGGUUAAUUAUUUAAUUCGUUCCGGAGGUCUGUUCUUAACUUGAAACUGUUCUUAACCUGAAGCACCACUUUAGCUAAUGGGGCUUCCCGCUGCCGCCAUGCCACCGGAGCACAAUUUCUGUUCUCAUCCUGAAGCAAAGUUCUUAAUCCGAGGUAAUAUUUCUGGGUUAGCGGAGUCUGUAACCUGAAGCGUAUGUAACCUGAAGCGUAUGUAACCAGAGGUACCACUGUACUUUCAACUUUGGGAGUUUUGCUCUUCAUAUCUUUAUUUCAAUCUUUAAAAGCUCCAGCUAGCUCAGUAUUGUUGACGCUGGCUGCAGCUCUCCAGUUUUUCAGUGAAGUUCUUUUCCCAUCACCACUUGGAGAUGUGGGGAUUGAACCUGAGAUAUUUUGCAUGCAGAGCAUUGUAUCUGCCAUCAAAUUACAUGGGGACGGCCAUGGAGCUAAGGAACUGUUUGGAGAUUUAAAGAACCCCAGUCAUUCAAAGAACAAAGAGUUUCCAGAACUUCUCUUUUUGUUUGUUUAUAAAACAUGGAGUAAAGUUAGGUUUAAAAUGGGACAUUUCCUGCAGAUAUGUAUCUUUUGGUUUCUAAUGAGUGCUGCUGUGUUUGUUUCAGGUACUGGAAAACUGGGAUUUUCAUUUGUGAGAAUCACAGCUCUCAUGGUGUCCUGCAAUCGGUUGUGGGUUGGGACAGGCAACGGCGUCAUUAUCUCCAUUCCAUUAACAGAAAGUAAGUGCGAUAAGAAAAGUAGAUUAAACAAGAAUGCCACUAUUUCAGACCAGAUAAACUCUUGUGCUGGCCCGUGUUUGGUGUUCUCCAGCAACUCUGGUAAAUUUUCUGAUUUCAGUCUGGUCCGAUUCUGUAGUUUUCACAGGGAUUCUCAGGGACUGGCAGCUUCAUAUACUAAAACAACAGCAAACCUUCUCAGAGAUUUGAUGGUACUCCUCUGUAUUUACAAAUGCAAGCAGAUGGAGGUGGGCACACUAGAUGUAAUGCUAAGUAAGUCCUUGGAAAACACAUCAGUUUUCUAAUUUAAUAGCAAAUGAGGGGCUUAUCUAACAACUUUGUGCCUCGUCAUCUUCCCACUGCGUCAGCCACUUCUCCCUCUUCAAUAGACCCCACCCAACUGUAAUGCUGCUGCUUUCAUCCUUCUGCCCUGUUUGCUUUGGAAUUCCUGAUAGAUUCUGCAGGUGAUGACUUUCUCUUCUCUGGCUGCCACAAUCCCAGCCCCUAGCUAGAAAAACAGACAUAGAGAGGGAGCUGCUUCUGUUCCGAGCUUGUAAAUGCUAGGGACAACUAGAUUCAAUUUCUAACUAUUUUCUGGAUCUGCCUAAAAUGUACACGCGAUUAAGGAAACUGUUAUAAAAUACUAUUUUGUUUAAUACCCAGCCCACUUCAUUCCAUAAAUCCUUGCCCCAAACCUCUCUGCUUGGGGCUUCCAUUUUUGAAUACUUAUUUAAUCAUGUUUAAAUAACUACAGAUUUUUCUCUCACUAUGCUGAAAAUGCACACUUUUCUAGUAUAAUAUGGGUGUAAUGCUGGGGUGGACUGUUGUGGGUUGUCACAGUAUAUUUUGCUAAUGAUGAAUUCUUUCAUAUCAGUUGCUUUGAACACCACAUGCAUUGUUUUCCAUGCUGUACCAUUACAUUGAUCAUCCAUUAAAUGUCCGGUUUUGCAUUGCAAUUAUGUGCAUUCAAUUAAAAACAACUACUUUGAAUUGUAACAGUUUUUUAAAUAGUGAAAAUGCUCCCGAAAAUCAGCUACAUUCACCUUAGGCAAUUUUGUUAUAAAAUUCAGUUAACUUUUUUUAGAGGAUAGAAAAGAGGAAUUGGUGUUUUUUUAUAUAUAUGCUUCUAGGACUAAAUAGGCAAGAAUAUGUAGAGAUUCCUGAGCUGGACAGAUAUCCUUACCACCACCAGUUGUUUUAGCAACAGGUGCUCCCUAUAAGGUGUUCUAACGAUUGUGACGAUAAUGUUUGUGACAUUAUCCUUACCACCUAGACACAUCAGUGGAGCUUCAGAGGAAUAGGUAAGUAUGGGGGUGGUGGAGGAAAAAAAAUGUCGGGUGACAGCUACCCACCCCUUACCUAAGAAAAUGUCCACUGCUUUGUUGGCACACAAACUAAAAUGUGAGAAACAGAGCUGGUGGAUCUUUUUUUCUUCCCCCCUUUCCUGGAGGAGGAGAUGGCAGUCUUAUUCCUGUCAAAUUUGAUGGUGUCUGUUCUUGAAGAAAAGAGAGAAAGGGGAAACGCAAUUUGCCAAUAUGUCAGAAUAUUAAAGUUGCCGCUACUUCCUUUCGCCACUGAAGCUGAAAGAAAGAUGUUCAUUUAUCUUCUUCUGAUUGUACCUUCUUGUAGUUAGGAGCUUAAUAUAUAAAGCUCUUAUCAAAUACCAGAACGCAAGUGGUGGGUUCUCAUUAAUCCUUCUCCUCUGCUGUCACACCUAUCCAUUUUCCCCUUUCCUCCUUUCUUACUUUAGCUGUAAUCCUCCACCAGGGACGUUUACUGGGGCUGAGGGGUAAGUGCUGAUCCCAAACAAAAAACAGUUCUGUUUUCUCAGGCUUCUCUAAUAGCCACUCUGAGGCUGUUUCCCAUUUCUCUAAAAUUUACCCCCCCCCCUUUGUAUGUUCCUAAACCGUUUUUCCACUUGAGGUUACCUGCAUUGCAGUUUUUUAUGUUUGCUAAAUGACCACCAAACCCGCUGAGCAGUUUAGUGUCUUCAUCUUUUGUUGCAGCUGAACUUUUCAAGCCGGCUUCUUGUUUUUCUUCCAGCACCAUUUGUAAUAUCAUAACCUUAUAAGUGUCAUUAAUCCACAUCAUAUUUCUCUUCUUACAAAUCACAUUUCUUUCCCUCUUCUGAUACUGUUACGAGUGGAGAUAGUUUUGUGUGUCUAGCAUGCAAAAUCACUUUGUGGAAUUGAAACUAAGGACUUAAAAUACGCCCCCAUUCGUUGCCUCUCUCUCCUUCCCAACUCUUGGCUUUAAGAGAUCUAAGAAUCAUGGUUGCCAAGAAAUAUUUUCUUUAAAAGGAGAGUUCUGUGGCAGUUUAAAGGCAGGCUAAAUUUAUUGGGGCAAAAGCCUUUGUGGACAUGUCCAUUGAAGCCAAUGUCACAAUAAAUGUGUUUGUUUUUAAGGUGCCAAAGAACUUUGGGGUGUUGGUUACAGCAGACUAACAAGACUAUCCUCUGGAAUUCCCUUCUUGAGCGUCAUUUACCUAUGUUAGAAGUCUAUAUUUCACUGAUAAGCCCAGUCCGUGGAUCCCCUGUGGAAAAAUCUGACAUGCAUACCUUUUGUGAAUAUAGGUUUUGUUUUGCAAAAAACGUACAAUUUAUGCUAGACUAGCAAACUACUCCCUUUCUUCCCUGAGGUAUUUCAAAUAACUAAGCAUGCUGUCUUAUUCCUUUCCAGCUCUGUCUUGAAACGGCAUCUUCUUACCCUUUUGUUUCAUUUAUCUAAGUUGGCUUUAGCUUCUAGACUGGUAACCGUGCGGUUUCGUGAUGAAACCAAACUUUGCCAUAUUUGCAGCUGUCCCUUUCAAGUGGGAAACAUUUCCUUUCUCUCUCCCUAGCUAACAAAGCAGCAGCAGGUUCUGGCAACCGUCCAGGCAGCGUAAUACGUGUAUAUGGCGAUGAAAACAGUGAUAAAGUGACACCUGGGACCUUUAUACCUUAUUGCUCAAUGGCGCACGCACAGCUUUGUUUCCAUGGGCAUCGUGAUGCUGUUAAAUUCUUCGUUGCAGUACCUGGUAAGUUUUGUGUGGGACUCCUCCAUUCAUGUCAGGGAACUGCCAUCGGAGCUAGAGGCGGAGGGAAGGCUCCAAAGGGAUGCAGGAGAGGGUCCCAGUAGGGAGAGAGGCAGCCCAUCUGCUGGGGAAGGAAAUCAGCGUAACACCAGUGGAGAAGGGGGGCAGGUGGGGAAUCGGGAGGAGGCUCCGAGACUCUUCGCUGGAGACCUGCGGAGAUAGUACGGUUACUCCGCUGCCCACACCUCCCUGCGCAGAAGACUUCCGCGCAGGGAGAGUAGGAGGAGACUUGGCGUCAAACAACUUUUAUGCUGGAAAAGGUUUAAGAAACUCCCACUGACGGAUUCUGCCAGCGACUGAGACAGUCACGAUGCUGGAGGCUGUUCAGUCAGAAAGGGUUAACCAGGUAACCUAGCCAGGAGUGGCGGCAACUUACGCACGAGCAACCCCUAAACCCAUUACAAUUCAGUUUUCACGUUGUUGUUUUUUUACAGUUAACGUGCUGAGUGUGACAGUCAUGGAUGAUAUUCCACAUGGUGCUAGCAGAUAAAACGUAGCUCUCCCUUCUGCUCCUCCCUCUUGCAGCUCCCCAUGACACUCUUAAUCUGUUCCAGAGGAACUUCCAAACAUCUGGAGCAGGUUUUGGCAUGGGGGGGGGUAGAAAGGAAGGGGAAGUCUCAUUGCGGACAAUGAAAGUCUGUUGUGCAAACGGGCUGGUGAAUGGAUGGAAAGACCAGCAAGGAGAUGAUUACCAGAGUCUCGACAAGAACUGACUAGAGCUUUGUUGGCAAGCUUUUCAGUUCCAUCAUCUCAUGCAGGAGGAAAAAGUAUAGUUAGUUGCUUCAACAAAAGAGCCAGACUGCUGAAGCAAUUGUACCAGCAAGGUGCAAUUCAAAGGCCUCGUUGAAUCCCAGCCACCAAUACUACCCUCAAGUGUUGUUAAUAUUCAGGGAAAGAGAUACCAACUUUGCUGCAUCUCUCAGUUUUCACAAGAAUGCCAUAGUUUUAAUUUUAAGCAGGUUACCUAUACAGUGUGAGCGUUAAGCAAUGUGUCCCUACUCAUAAAUAUUUAUUUAUGAAAGGCACUUAAUAAGUAGCAUAUCUAAGCGGAGCGCAUAAAAAUAAACCAUACAGAGAGUAAAACAAUUAAAAGUCGUCAUAAAACUGAAUGCUACCUUAAUUUUUGCUGUCCCAAUGUUUACAAUUUCUUUUCAUGCGUCGUGAGAGAUGACAAUAGUUUAGCAAAGAUGUUUAAGAUUAUCUAGGCAAGAAGGUCAGACACACUUAGUAGUGAAGCAGGGAGUGACAGUCAUUAAGGUUUUUUUGUAAUACAACGAGAAGGGUUUUUCUUUUUGUUUGUGGGGGGAUGGGGACGGACGACUGUUUGUCAGCAUCUGCUUAAUGACUUCAGGAAACUUGUUUGUCAAACUACAGUACUCCAUAAAUCAUAAUGUUGUUGAUGCUUUCCCCCCCAACAUUAGGUCAGGUUAUUUGUCCACAGACAGGAGGAGGCCCAGAGCCACCCAGUGAUAAAUCUGCCGUAUCCGCGCAAGAAUCCAACAGCCAGGCUCCCUUAAAAUCCAUGUUGGUGAUAAGUGGAGGAGAAGGGUACAUUGACUUCAGGAUGGGUAAGACCCUUUCAUUAACUUAGAACAAUUCAGUAAAAUGCUAGAAGAUACGAUCACUUCUUUCCACCCAUCCCCCCUGAACUAUAAGUAGAUUUGAGGAUGGUUUGAUUUCAGAAGGUUUCCCAAAACUCCCUAAACAAUAUUUCUAUAUUGUUGAUGAACUUGUAUCAGUGACAAUUUAGACAGGCUGGAUUAUCCAUAGCAAUGGAUUGGAAAUGAAAAAUCUUCCGGCCUGAUGGGCUGUCAAAUAUCCUCAACAAGCGGCAGGUACUACUCACCUCAUCUCUGGCUGUGUCUCAAAUUGCAACCAGUUCACAGUGUCCCAUAAAACUCCAUGGAAGCCAUUGAUAACUAUUCCCAUCACUGUGCCUCCCCUGUUUUCCACUUAAUCCCACUCUGGGUUCCUAGUUUUGAUAGCAAUGCGGCGAUGAAGGUAUGAACCUGAUGCACCUUUCCAUAGUUUAUAGCUAGUAAACCCUUUUUUAAAAAAAUCCCAUUUAUUCAAGCCUGUGAUUAUCAGAACAUUUGAUUUCCCCCUCCCUCUUUCAUAAAACAGAUUGUACUGAAUUAUACAAAUUAUUCCAAUUUUGUUCCUAGUAAUUCUGGCAUAGGGACGCGGGUGGUACUGUGGGUUAAACCACAGAGUCUAGGACUUGCCGAUCAGAAGGUCGGAGGUUCGAAUCCCUUUGACGGGGUGAGCUCCCGUUGCUCGGUCCCUGCUCCUGCCAACCUAGCAGUUCGAAAGCAUGUUAAAGUGUAAGUAGAUAAAUAGGUACCACUCUGGCAGGAAGGCAAACGGCAUUUCCGUGUGUUGCUCUGGUUCGCCAGAAGCGGCUUAGUCAUGCUGGCCACAUGACCCAGAAGCUGUACGCCAGCUCCCUCGGCCAAGAGAGUGAGACGAGCGCCGCAACCCCAGAGUCGGCCACGAUGGACCUAAUGGUCAGGGGUCCCUUUACCUUUACCUUUACUUUUACCUAAUUCUGGUAUGCUGCUUCUUCCAGAAGCCCUUGUUACAGAUUACUGCCAGGAGACUACAAAUGAGUUUAGAUUUUUCUCUGUCACUGUUUUAUGCUGGUUUUCACAUAUGUGUUAUUUGUUUAUUUUUGGGAGCCGCUUUGAGUUGCUUCUCAAAUGUGUCUAGCAAGUUUAAUAAAUCGGUUUUGCUUCCAAGUGAGACCGGGUUGCGCUUGGGCUACCAGGUCCCACCCCCGCCUCAGCACGGUGCAGGGUAGCAUCCCACGUCACACUGAGGGUGUCCCAGCCACGCUAUUUGCCAGGCGACCAAUCAGGACGCUGUGGGGGCAUGGCCGGGGCCAAUUUAAACCACGGCGCGACUCUGGAAUCAUGUGUAAGGGUAUUCCGUUAAAGGAAUCCAGGGGUGUGGAUCUUGCCUGAAGCCCGGGGAGGGGCUAGGGCCAUGCCAUGACCCCAGCAGGAACCCAGGGGGGCUCGAGUUGACCCACAUCGGCGGGGCUCUCCCUACUGGUGAUUUACCCUUCCAGACUUCCUGCAAGGUGGGCAGGAGUUAGAUAUAGUCUGUAGAUGCAAUGCCCAAGUCAAUACCGCUCACAUUCUGUAACCAAUAAAGUUGUGGCCUAAAUUUUGCCCAUUAAGACUAACCUAAAUUCUGUGUCCUUGUGUCUUUAUUCUCCUGGGGGUGGCUUGGGGGUCUUGAAGUGCAAAUAAUAAUGAGAAGAGAAACCCAUUUGUGUUAGGGGCAGGCUACUGUUGUAUUCUUUAAGAGCUCUCUGGUUCUUAAACUUUAGCAGUACCAUUGCAGACAUGGCGGGCAGCAGAUGGCAAUGGGUUAUAUGUGUGCUAUUAUGUGCAUACAUACAUAACCUGCAACAUGGUGUAUUUUAGUAAUAUUUCUGUUUUCAUUGAGUUCAGGCGACAGCUGUUUUUCCUUUGGACUCAAAUUUCUAGUGGGCUACUGCAGCCUUUCUUUGUAUCCCCUGGAAUCACCUGUUCACAUAAAAUGUUCUGCCUUCCUUCCCAGGUGAUGAAGUUGGUGAAUCAGAAAUCCUUGGAGAGGCACUACAACUAGAGCCUUCUGUAGCCAAAGCUGAGAGGAGCCACCUGAUAGUGUGGCAGGUUAUGUGCGGCAGUGAAUAAGCCCCUCCCUCGGAAAGCGGCUUGAGACUGCAAAAGCUUUUGCACGUCUUUUGUUUUCAUUUUGUUUCUGUGGAACCUGUUUCACUACAUUUGAGCGUUUCUUUGCCAUUUGACUUUAUAUCACAUACCUCUCAAACCUUAACAAUACAAGAAAUUUGCUUGUGCUGUUUUACUGCAUCAGUGUUACGUAGCGAGAACAAAUUGGUUUCCCCAGACAAAUGCUGUACAGUAAUUAGGUCUCCCAAAUGCCCCACUGCAAUAGAAUUCAGUUUAUUUUAUGGUGUCACUUUUACAACAAAUUUAGUCGAAGCAUCUUGAAUUCAUCUGCACAUUUGAGUAAAACAGCAAAGUUAUUUCCGGUGUACUGUUUCAAAAAUAUCAGAUGAAUUAUAUCCAAGUGUCAUUCUGUGCAUUCGGUGAGGAUUAAAACAAGAUGUAAGUUCUUUAUUUUUUCACUUCUAAAUCCUCCCAAGCUUGUUUGCCCUGAUGUAUUGAAUGUGCUUUGCUCAUAUCAAGAUCCAUGGGCUGAUAACAUAAAGUUUCUUGUUUAAUUGCCAGUAGCACUAAAGAUGAAAAGUACUGCCCUUAAUAAUGAGAAUUGUGGUAUUUUAUGGGGAGAAUCCUUUCCUAGUUUCCCUGUGUACUUGGGACGUAAUCAAGCUGUUCCCAUCUUGAUUAAUCUCAAAGGACAUUCUUAGAAUUAUUUGCAGCCUGAUUGUAUGUUCCUUGGGCAGAGGAUAGGUCACCUUUGCACACCUAUCAUCUUGGAUCCCAGCUGGUCAGGUUCAUGAUACGUGACGUAAACAGACUCAAACAGGGAGCAAAUUAGCUGAGAGCUUUUAACUACUCAAGUGAAAAAUCACCCCUAAAUUGGUUCCAGAUGCAUUGUUGUUCAUAAUCCAUUUAACUAUGUAUGUGAAAUUGUAUGCAGAGAGUUGCCGAUCACUUGCAAUGGUGUGGUCACUUACAUUAAUGGGACAGAAUCACUGUAAAUGGUCUGGGAGUCUACCCCCGAGUCCGAGGAAACAAAAAUAACUCCAUCCAUCUCAUUCUGUUUUACUACAAGCUUUGGAAAGCGUGAUCUCCUUUGCUACAGAUUUCCCCAAUUGAAUGCUAUCCUUUUAAUUCAUUAAAAGGUGUAGCAGCUUCCUAAUAUUUCAUUUCUUGGAAAGUAUGAAUUAAAAUAUUAAUGUUCAUCUGGUACCUGCCAAGAGACUGUGGCUAUUCCCAUUAGAUGGGAGCAGAUUUUAGUGACAGAAUGGAAGAAUUUCAAAAGCGUUUCAAAAAAAAAAAAAGGAACAGUCUUGAAAAACUGCCUAAACAUUUUUAUGCAAUAGGAGCAGUUUGUGAUCUGUCAAGGAAACAUGUAUUUAUAUAUAAUAUAUAUACACACACACACAUUAAUUUUUUUAAAAUCAUGUUAAGCUGAGAUCUAUUGUGUAAAUAUUUAUUUAGGCAGCUUUUUAAAAAAAGAAAUGAACGUCUUACCUGAUAAAAAAAAUUAGUAAAACAACAUUCAGGUCUAUUGGUUAUAGAUUUAUAUGUAUAAAUACUUUUUAAGCACCAUAUUUUGUACACAACAGAUAGGUUCUGGUAAGUAUGUAUUUAGACCAUGAAAUGUGUGGUUAAAAUUUAUUGAAUGUCUAAUAACUUUGGUAAUAGAAUUUUUUCCUCCAAUAUGCCAAAAGCGAUAAGUGAUCACAAUUUACUCAACAUUUUCAAAUGGCUAAACUGUGUUUAGAAAAUUUGAGAAAAAGAACCCUGAUCUAAAAACCUUAUGGAAGAUCCAGAAAAGCAUGUAGCUUUUUCUCUUCUUUGUUUUCCAGAAUGCUCUCACAUGCAUAAAUACACCACACUCAUUUGUGUUGCAAAUCCAAGCACUUAUCCAACACUGGAGAGAAUACAAUUCAAUUUGGAGAGGAUGUUCAGAGGGGGGAAAGGCCUUUUGCUGCAUGUGCCUAACUUGGCGCAGAGAACUGUAUCAAGACACACAUUUUGGCUUUUAUACUACCCACUCCUAGCUGUAUGUACACCAUGUAAUAUUGUGUGUCCAAAUGAAAAUGCUCACUAAUUCUUCACAGUUUCAUGAGCCCAUCAACUUUAAAUCCUGCACUCUUGUGGGCACCUCUAAUCCUUUCAUGGUAUGAUUUCUUGGAAAGUAUUCUCCAGAUCUUUUAUGGGUUGCUGAAUCGCUACAUUCACAUUCUUGGAAAAACAUACUUAUUUUCCAUUUUAGUGUGGUGCUUUCCUUAAAAAAAUUUUUUGAAAAAAAAUUAAUGAGCUAUUUCUCCGAAGUGCUUCACUGCUGUCAGACAAUAGAUGCACCUGGGUAGCAUUUUUAAUAGCUUGCCAGUUGUAGUGAGUAAACUGAGCCAUUCUGUUCUCAUUGAGUCAAGUGCUAUUCACAGCAGAGGAGUCAACGGUCCAGCAGAGACUUCAGCACUAUUUUUCAGUGCAAGUGAGAGAUUGGCACAUGUUCCCUUUCCCUUGUUCAAUUUUAAAUGUAUCCCUUGUCGUAAAGAAUAGCAGGUUUAGAUGGUGGGCGUCACCACCAUUCACAAAGAUUUAAACACUCCAUGUUCCAGCGCACUUUUUAAAUGAUAGGUGGUAAAGCUCGCUAAAUUUCAUGCAUCAAAUGAUUCCCUAAAAGAAUAAAUAAUCUGUUUUGAGAAUGUCUUAUGUAUCACGUACUCAUAGUUCCAAAAUCAGGAGUUGGAAUGAAUCUCUUGAUAGUUAACAGUUUGUUAAUAGUUUGAGAGAGCAUUUCAAGCACAAAAAUAUGCAGCACAUGAUUUGUCUGAAUAGAUGUGUCUUGCAUGGUAAAAGGUAAAAUGAAAUUUAUAUAUCCUGCCAUACUGUUCAUUUCUUUGUAAGGUCUUCCUGCGUUGGAUCAGUUAGAACUGGCAGAGUGUAGACACUUUAUCAUAGGCUGCCUUAGUAACUACAAAAUGUUUUUAUAAUCUUCUAAUAUGCUAACUGUUCUAAUGAACAUGGUGUCUUGAAGAUAAUGUGUAACUGAAUAUUUAUUUCCAUGUGAGUAUUAUGAAAGUUACCAAAGGACUGAAACUGACUUGGCACUCUUGCAGUUGACCCUGUGCAUAAAGGAUCUUAUAAAGAUCCUAAAUUUGUAAAAAUGACACAGAGUGGGAAAAAACACAUUUCUUUGUGGAUGCUAACUUUAUUUUCCUAACAGGGUUAUGCCAUAUUGUAACAACCUAUGUUGCACCUCAAAACUUUGUUCUAUCCACUAAAUAUUUUUCCUUCCCUCUAACAAUUUCUUUGCUGCACAUUUCUCAAUCUUUUAAACAUGUUUUAACACAUUUUAUGGUCUUUAAUUUUUCUGAAAAUGUUGUCUAGACACUUUAUGCUGAAUUUUAAUUGCCUCUGUAACCUUGAGAUGGAUACUGCAGCAUUAAAAUUGCUGUCUGUUUAAAACUUGAGGCUUCUUUCUGUGAGCCAGAAAGCUCAUAUAGCAGUGAAGUUAUUUCAGUAUUUAUUAUUGAAUCCUUGGGGGUUCAGAAUGUAACUUUGUACAUGAAAUAUAUAUAAAUAUGUAUAUGAAACGCA